This is a messenger RNA of Podarcis lilfordi (Lilford's wall lizard), 64298 nucleotides long. Lineage: Eukaryota; Metazoa; Chordata; Lepidosauria; Squamata; Lacertidae. The record is from the annotation of a GenBank genome assembly.
UCUCUCUCUCUGGCACUUAGCUUAGGUGAGCAAUAUGAGCAACAUCCCUUUCCUCCCCUCUCCGCCUCGACGUGCGACUAUGAGCCUUGGGUAAAGCGGUGAGUCCCCAUUUGAGGGUGGGAAGCUAACAGAGGCGGGAGAGUUACUCCGAAUCCCAGGAGUACCGUUGCCUUGUGCCCUUCCGUGGCCAUCUGCUUGGUGCGGAGCAGGGAUGGGCGACAAGGAGGAGGGUCCGCUCCGUUGGCGAGAAGAAGAAGGCGCAGACGGUGCACGGCGGCGGCGCCUGGAAUCAGGGGCCGGUUUAGUUUGGCCCCCGAGGUGGAGGAGGCGAGCUAGGGUUUUGCUGUUUUUUUUUAAUUAAUAAUAAAAAAACUGGGGAAGGGUGUCAGGAAAGCGAAUCGCUGCUUUUUCCAUUUUUCCUCACACACCCGCCUCAUUUGCAUGCCCUCCUCCCUCACCGCCUCCUUUCUCCGAGGCGCGUUUUUGCGCUGCGCUCUUGGAGAGCCCUAGCCAAGAGCGCCCUUGCGCGCUCCGGGGGAGAAGACGAAGGGGGCGCUUCCGUUCGCUCCCACUUCUCGCCAGUCUGCAUCGCCUCCCACUCGCGCUUCGCCCCUCCGCUCUCCCACGCUGAGCUUCUCUUUCUCUCUUGGUGUGUGUGUGUGUCUUUCCCCCUCCCUCUUUCUCUCUCCUCUUGGACGUCUCAAGGCGACAAUGACCAAGUCCCUGAGCCAGCCGGAGCAGAGGGACUCGGCGGUGGCGCCCUUGCGGGACUGCUCUGACCCGCCACUCCAAAAGAAGGACGUGGAGCUUCUCCUGGUGAAAGAGCAGAACGGCGUACAGUACACCAGCAGCAACCUUCUGGAGACCCGCAGCCCGCGCUACAGUCCCACCGCCGCGGAGCCUGAGCGGGAGACGUGGGGCAAGAAGAUCGACUUCCUCCUCUCGGUCAUCGGGUUCUCGGUAGAUCUGGCCAACGUGUGGAGAUUUCCCUAUCUCUGCUAUAAAAACGGAGGAGGUAAGAGAAGUCUCUUCUCUCUCUCUCUCUCUCUCUCUCUCUCUCUCUCUCUUGUACACAUACGAUAUUCUCUUCUGCAUCUUUGUGUUUCUCCAUAGCAUAACCGAUCUGACUAGCCUGUGGAAGUUUUACGCGAAUGGUUAGGAGAAGGUUUGGGGUUCCGGAGCCAGGGAGUGGGAGGCAGGUUCUUGUCCCACUGUGCCCUCCUGCGAUGCACACGAAGGCCCAUAGCAAGUCUCAUGCUCCCACCCUCACUUCCUACCAGGAGAAGGGAAAUAGCAGCGACCUACCUCCUAAGGUUGUUGUGAGGGUGGUCGUAGUAAAGAACAUGGGGGCACCCUGAUCUGAAACACGGUUGCUUACUUAGACGACAACAAACAAGCCUCGAGUUCAUUUAUUUGCUUAUCCUUCACACCUCUUCCUUUCCCUUCUUCCAAACAGUGUCAAGGAAGUAAACACCACCACCUCCUCUUUCUUAAAAAAAAAUUAUAUUGAGUGACAGGGUUGGCUUGGGAUCUUCUAGAACUUCACUGGAUGAGUAGAAAUUUGAAUCCAGCACAUCAUGCUCCUUGUACUACUGCUAACUGUGCAUUUUAAACUGUAUUCUAACUUAUAUUUUAAUCAACUGUUUUUUUGUGUGUGUGUGUUUUAAUGUUGUUACUGUAUUUAUAUUCAGUGUUAGCUGUCUUGGCCAGGGAGGGCGGUGUAUAAAUAAAAAUUUAUUAUUAUUUAUUAUAGGAUCUAACCUUGACAGUCCCAGUUGAUGCAUGUUUUACUUGAAAGGUGCAAGGGGUUAUGACUUGAAAGUGUCAUCCUAUGCCUGUUUACUCAGAAGUGAGACCCGCUAAGUUCGAUGAAGCUCAGCAACAUAGUAGUGAUUCCCACUGAGUCUUACCCCACUGAUAAGUGUGUUAAGGACUACAGCUUGUGUUUAGGAUUGCAGCAUGGAACUCUUUGCAGAUUAAAGGGGAGUGUACUGGGAGCAGUUGGUGGAAAGGGCAAGCUGUUUUAAGCACUUCUGUUUUCCUUGACUAUGAAAGAGGGAGCUGAGUUACAAACUGACUAUGACGAACAUUUCUAUACAGAUCCAGGACUUUAAAAUUUCCCAGCAUCUUGGGGCUGAUUCAUUCAAUGCACUCUAGUCAGUGUCUCAUUGCCUGAUGACUCUGAAUGGGUGAUCUGCUGUGCUUUCAAAGAGAAUUGUGUUUUUUGGGUCAUGAAACAAAUACUCAGAUUGCUUUUGAUGAUCGUUAUAUUAAUGAUUAUAUUUUUAUCCCUUCCUUCCUCCAAGGAGCUCAAUACAGUGUAGAGAGGUCUAUUCUCCUUUGUUCACACAACAACCCUGUGAGGUGGGUUAGGCUGAGUGAGUGAUCAGCCCAAGCUUAACCAGUAUGUUAAGUAGGAUUUGAACCCAGAUCCGCUACUUUUGCAUAGCCAUCACUUGGGGCGCAACAAUCCUCUAGUGAUUGUUGUAGUAGUAAAGGUAAAGGGACCCUUGACCAUUAGGUCCAGUCGUGGCUGACUCUGGGGUUGCGGCACUCAUCUUGCUUUAUUGGCCGAGGGAGCCGGCGUACAGCUUCCAGGUCAUGCGGCCAUCAUGACUAAGCUGCUUCUGGUGAACCAGAGUAGCGCACGGAAACGCCGUUUAUCUUCCCAUCAGAGUGGUACCUAUUUAUCUACUUGCACUUUGACAUGCUUUCAAACUGCUAGGUUGACAGGAGCAGGGACCGAGCAACGGGAGCUCACCCCGUCGCAGGUAUUCGAACCACCAACCUUCUGAUCGGCAAGUCCUAGGCUCUGUAGUUUAACACACAGCACCACCCGCGUCCCUGAUUGAUGUGGUAGAUCUAUCCUAAAGAAAAUACAGAAGGGCUGCUAAAUCAGAACUUUGUUUUUGUGAAAUAGGUGUGCACCCAUCCACCCUGGCUGUCCCAGAGAAGCCUGACUUAUUUUGAGAGUGGAUCAAAUCCAGUCACCCAGUGAUCAGUGUAGGGCUGUGUACAGAAAUUACUACCCCAGGGGCUCCUAAAAUGUGGUCUGCCAAAUCACCAGUGGUGCAUAAGCUUCAUGCAUGUGGCCUGUGGUGUGUCUCUAAAAAACAAUUGCCAUUUGAAUUCUAUAGAAUUCUAUUGGAUUUGAAUUGCAAUGCAAUCCAAUACUAUAUAGAAGAUAAACGGGGAAUAAAAAUGCAAAUUAAAAUCUAAUACAGGGCAUUGCAAUUGCUACAACAGGUAGAAUAUAUAUAUAUAUUCCAAGUGGUCUGCCAAGACCCUUGACAAUUUGCAGGUGGUCUGGUGUGUGUAUGUGCAGAUUUGGGAACCCCUGGCCUAUCCAAACUUUUCCGCCUUGCUGUAUUUAAAUUUGGAUGAACUUCUUGUGAUUUCCAAGCUUCUCUGACACACAUAGAAAGGGGUUUGCUGGAUCACAUCAAGGACCCGUCUAGCCCACCCUCCUCCUUCUCACGUCAUUCCCCUGCUGGGCCCUCUCAGCAACUGGUGUUCAGUACAUGCUGCCUCUUAAUUCCAAUUAGCCAUCAGGGCUAAUAGCUGUGGCUCACUCAACAGCUCAUGCACCCAUUUGUUCACCACUGCUGGACCAGCCCUGUAAUUUAAGAUUCCAUUUGCAUGGCUUUGUAUCUGUGGCUGCAUACACACCAUACAUGGAAAACACAUCUGCCAGCCUCCUGGCUAAUAAUCCUGGGAACUGUAGUUUGCCCCUCACAGAGCUACACUUCACAGCACCCUCAAGAAACCAUAGUUCUCAUGGGGUUUUUUGGUGACGUUUUUCUUGUGGGGUGCUUUAAAUGUGUUGUGUGUGUGCAGUCUGUGUCAGGGCCAUGCCCUCCCUGCUGCCAUUCCACUUGAACAAGAACUCCCCUUCAGUGCAGAAACUGCAGGGAACCAUGAGGACUAGGCUGUUGUGCAGAAUUGCAUGAUUUGACAGCUGUGCAAAUUUGUCACAGCGCAACGAGGUGCAGAGCAAUGAAUUAGGACAGUUCAGAUUUCAUCCGGUCAACAGAUAAAAGGGAUAAAGGCAGGGUUGGAUUUAGGUUUCAUGAGGCCCUAAGCUACUGAAGGUAAUGGGGCCCUUUAUAUGUCCAGCUGUCUUUUGUCAAAAACAAAUUGUCACUGUUUUUGUGUGUUGAAUAUAUGCUAUAUGGUUAUUUAUGGACCUAAUAGGUAUUUAAAGCCAUUUGCACAAAACAAAAUAUGUAUUUUAUCAAAGUAAUUGUUGAACAGAAAUACAAUUAAGAAGUAUAUUAAUAGUGAAAUAAUUAUUAAGCUCUAACUUAAAAUGAUUUUUUUAUUCAUAACAAACUUAAUAAUGCAAACACAUUGGCAUUUGGCAAUAACAAAAGUUCCUUUAGAAACACAGUUUACAAAGACUCAUAAUGAGCAAACCAGGGAUAUUUUAGGGAGCAGGCUAGCAGGCGGGGCCCAUUACUUACAUCAUAGGAGCCUACACAACACAAAACACUGUUGCUGUUUGUAGGUUUUAUUUUAUUUCUUUUUUGUCUUAUAUUUUGGAAACGUAGAUCCAGGUUUUUUUUCCUUAAAAUUUUUUGGGGGCCCUCAAGAGAGUGGGGCCCUAAGCUAUAGCUUGUUUAGCUUAUGCGUAAAUCUGGCACUGGAUAAAGGUGCUUCUCCUUAAGGAGAGGAGCUGUUGCUCAGUGGUAGAGCUUCUGCCUUGUAUUCCAAAGGUCCCAGGUUCAGUCCACAACAUUUCCAGGUAGGGCUGGGUAUGUGCCUUGUCUGAAGCCCCAGAGAACUGCUGUCAGUCAGAGUAGGUGAUGCUCAGCAAGAUAGUUCAAGGGACUGGUUUAUAUAAGGCUGUGUACACACAGGAGGCCCAGUCCUUCUAGUGUCUGUCUACUUGGACUUGCUUUUGACAACAAGAUGCCUUCUGCAUGCUUGCUGGAGUAACUCCAUCUUUGGGAAUCUGCCAGUUCCAUGCUGGAGGAACAGAGAGCAUGGCAAACAGAUGGAGAACUUUUGGCAAGACUGGGGUAGACGUUUGGCUACAAGGGAACCAGCAACAGAAGACACAGCGAUGAUAUGAUGCCUGGACCACUUGGUUGCCAGAUUAUAAAACAGUAGCUAAACAUACUUCUUGCUUUUCAAUAAAUGAUUUUUAUUGAGUUUUAGUCAACAUGCAAUAAACACAGAGCAAUAUAGGCAAUAUAGGGACGCGGGUGGCGCUGUGGGUUAAACCACAGAGCCUAGGACUUGCCGAUCAGAAGGUCGGCAGUUCGAAUCCCCGCAACAGGGUGAGCUCCCGUUGCUCGGUCCCUGCUCCUGCCAACCUAGCAGUUCGAAAGCACAUCAAAGUGCAAGUAGAUAAAUAGGUAUUGCUCUGGCGGGAAGGUAAACAGCAUUUCCGUGCGCUGCUCUGGUUUGCCAGAAGCAGCUUAGUCAUGCUGGCCACAUGACCCGGAAGCUGUACGCUGGCUCCCUUGGCCAAUAAAGUGAGAUGAGCGCCGCAACCCCAGAGUCGGCCAUGACUGGACCUAAUGGUCAGGAGUCCCUUUACCUUUACCUUUAAUAUAGGCAAAGUACGUUAAAGGAAUGUCUGCAACAGGAUUUGGAGUGGUAUUGCAAAAGUUCAUAGCACAGAAUACCUGUAGCCGUGUGCGCUGAUUCAGAGUGGACCAAUAUAAGCAGAAGUUCUCAAGCAGAAGGUAGACUUUUUAGAUAUGCUCUCCACAAUGUAAGCUGACUCAUUGAAAGUUGCAGCGGAAAAUAGAACUCAAAGGGGAUAGGUGAAUGUGCAUUCCCCAUAGCUUGGUGGGAGAGCAUCUGCUUUGCAUGCAGAAGGUCCCAGGUUCAAUCCCCAGUAUCUCUGAGUAGGGCUUGGAAAUGCUAGAUGGACCUAAUGGAGCUAGAUGAGUCAAUGAACUAAAUGGGCCUGCUUUUGCAAACCUUUACAAUAAUGUUUUUUAUAGUGAGUUUCGAUAGGUAUAAAUUAGAAUUGCAAGGGAUGGAACUAGCCUCCUAGAGCUUAUGUUUUAGGGCCCAGAAAACAGUUUCCAGUCAGAAAACUUGCUUUGUUCAAGUUUACUUACACUUGCUUAUGUUUCUGGUUACAAAUGCAAGAUAAUGUUCACGUUCUGAAACUGAAGAGUGUUUGGCAAAUUUGUCAUGUGCCAUUCACACAAGGAGGACAUCACUUGCUUGCCCUGCAUAUGAUUCCUGUGCAUUUGAUGUCUGAUGGCUGAACUUGUGAACUGACUUGUCUGAAAAGCUUUGCGUUUGAGAUCAUGGGGUGAUAGGAACUUUCAAUUUGUUCUCUUUCUUUCUUUCUCUCUCACACACAUGUACCACAUAACUUUAUGUAACCACGGACAGGUGAUGAACACCCAUAUCUGAACCAGUUAUAUGUGGUUCAGAACCCUCAGGCCAUAAUCUUGUCCACAUAUUACACACAAUGCAUGAGCAGUCUGUGUACCUCUGCACAAAAUAAUUGAUCUGUAUACUCGUACAGUUAUUCACAUGCAAUAUGCAACUGGUGUACAAUUUCUAUACCUUUAUACACAGUAGUUGAGCUGUACAAAUCAACAAGUGUACACUCUUCCACACAAAUGUGUGUGUAGGGUCAGCAUGUACCUGUAUUCAGUGCAACAUGUGUCAACAAGCCAAUAAAUAAAUAUAUUUCCCAAGUUAAGUGAUAUGCAUGGACACCCAAACCAGCCAUAGGCAUUAGAAUGAUUAUUCCCUCAUCUAGAUAGUUGUGGUUAUCCCUACAAAUCCUCUGGUGACUUGCUCUGACAACCCCACACCUAAGCAAGCCCUGGGCCCACUGUCAUUAUGAAGUUGCAGAUAUAUCAGAUUAAAGCGCUCUACCAGCCAGCCCAUGAAUUUAGGUCUUUCAUUUUCAUGCACAAACGCCAGAUGCUUUAACUUCAAUCACCUGGGUUUAAAAGAUUUGGCCCGAUUCCCCAAGUAGUAGCAUAAGGAUAUUUAAACACACACACACACACAAAUCAUUUCCUGCAUUCUGGGGCUUUGUUCUCUGGUGAUUUAUUUAUUUAUCAUUUGCCCUGGGAAGGUCAUGGAUGAGAGUUCUGGCACAGUGCGUCCUUUGUGCAGAUGGCUUAUCUCUACUGGCUCUUGCAGUAAUUCUCCCCAAAGCAUGACAAAGGUGAAUGUAAAAGUCCAUUUUCUUUGUAAAGGGAAGACAUUAUGGGCUGUCUGGCCUAUGCAGGGCCAGUGUAGGGAGCUGGCACUGCUGGGAACCUAUCAGGGCCUUCGCACCAGAAGCAGCCGUGCUGCUGACUAAGGAUAGCAAAACACAUUUUUUCUGCUCUGCCCUGUAUUCAUUGCAUGCAGCGUGGUUUCCAUUCUGCUGCAGUUCAUCUUCCACCAAAGCCAACCUUUCUCAUAUCAGUGUCUGCUGCAGAAAAAUUGUGCAACUUAUGUACUUUAUGUAAUUCGUGACAUUGUUCCACCCUGUUCAUUUCAGGGCAAAGGAAACACAAUGCAAAGGGAGGAAUGUAAUCAAUUACAUAUGGUUUUGCAAACUGAAAGCAACAACAAUGGCAAACGUAAAUUGCAUUCACAUGUUUGAUAUUAGUUCCGGGCAUCGGGUAGCAUUCAAUGUUAGGGUGGCACAGAGCAUACCCACUGAAGUUAAUGAACAUUAUGAUUGCUGUAUUUACUCAAAUGCAGUGCUUUUUUUCUUUUAAAAAUGUUUAGGGGUACUCUCAUUUUCCUACUCAUAUUGAAAUACUGCCCCUCAAUGAGGACAAUGUUUAGAUUCAUGAAAUGUUUAGGGGUAUGCGUACCCCUGUGUCCCCCCUGAAAAAAAGCACUGCUCAAAUGCAAUGCGCACCUUUUUUGGCCAAAUUACGUCACGGAAAUUAGGGUGUGCAUUAAAUUUGAUGGUGCAUUAGAUUCGAUUGCAAGCUUGAAAAACACCCUCUGACUUGGCAAAUACUUUUUUGGUUUCAAGGUUUUGAAAAGAGAGGUGUGUAUUAGAUUCAAUGGCACAUAAGAUUUGUGUAAAUAUGGGAAUUCCAUAAGGUCUACUCUGAGUAGGACUAGUGUUGCAUACCACCCAUAGAAUAGCAUAUCAUGAGCAUUUGCAGUUUUCACUCCCUUUUCUGUUUUCAUCUGAAUUAUCUGAGAUCCCUACAGCCUCACUUGUGUUGCUUCUCAUCUUUAUCCUUCCUCUUUGCAAGUCUGUGAGUUGGAAGAAGUUCGAGGCGGAGAAGUUUGCUCUCUCUUGGGUUGUAGUGUGGAGAGUACAAGCAAUUUAAUUUUUAUUAUUAUUAUUUAUUUAUUUCUUUGCUCAAGGAACCCCAAAAUAUGGAGCAAAUACUGAGUUGCCUCUCCGCCUAGACUGGGAAUAAUUUAAUGCUAAUGGUGCACUAGAUGGUCUUUGAGCAACUGUGAAUCUUUCAUGCUCCAAAAUGCAUGCAAAUCUUAACAAGGAUGCUCCUGCUCCACAAGAUUUUAAGCUGAGAUGCAUGGUCAGUGGCGCUGGAUGGUGCAGCUCUUUCUAGACUGUCCCAGUUCGAAUUUCAAAUGGGGAACUACAUAUUUCAAUGCACUCCAUGUAAUAAUGUGAUACAGAACAUUACAGUAUAGCAAAAUAGGGGUGGGGUAAAAGGUCAACCAGAGGGUCACAUUCCCUCCUCGGCAACCUUCCAGGGGCCACAUGUCAGCGUGUCCUUGGACUCUGAUAACACCUCCUGCUUCCCUGGAUGGAGGUUAUAGCAGUGAGUGUGUGUAGAAACUAGCCUCCUGUACAAAGGUUAGAAUUUACAUUUGUUGCUGCGUCCACUUGUCUCUGGCUCUGCCGAUCUCUGAGAUAUGCAGCUCAGAAGUUUGCCCAGAAAUGAAUAUGGCCUUUGGGAUGAACAGGGUUCCCCAUUCUUGGGAUGGGGGUGAUCUGAAUUGCUCACCCAGGCACACACUUAUGGGUGUCCAUACAUCAUAUGUGCCUAUCUUUCUCUGCCUUGAUACUCUGUGUGUGUGUGUGUGUGUGUGUGUGUGUAUGUGUGUGUGUGUGUGUGUGUGCGCGCGCGCGCAAAGCACUCUGGCAAAUCACAAAGCCAUUCACCUGACAUGUGUCAAAAGCCUUCCUAUUGUUCCACGAUCAUUCUAUUGUUCGUUGGUUGGUACUCUGCUCUGCUGGCAUGUGUGUAAUACGGGGAAUCUUUUUUGCUACUGGAGAGCUAUUCUUAGCUGAUGGAAAUAAGAGCCCAAUCUACGCCUGCUGUGUCUUGAACCGCUUCCUGUAGAAACCGCAUGCCGCACACUAGUCGAACGGCAAACUACUGGGGGAAAGAGCAGUUUGGAGAGCUCCUUUUGGAGCUCCUCAUAAUCUCAUUUUUCCUCAGACCACCCUGAUCAAUUUGGUGCCACCAGGAAACUUGGCUGUUUUGCUACUUGCCCCUAACUCCAGGGCAUUUAUGAAAAAGUUACAAAGCACAGGUUCCAGAAGUGAUUCCUUGAGGGGGGUGGGGAUCCUACUUUUUACAUCCCUUCAUUGUAAAACAAAAGUAACAACAACUCUGUAUAUUUAUUCUGACUUUCUGCUUCCUUGGAACUUUGGAAGGGAGGUCCGACAGCUCGCCUGUCAAUCAUCUGACAUAGUUAUGACAUGUGCAUUAUCCUGCCCACCUGUUGAAGUCCUUUGCUCAGUAUUUGAUAAGUGCUCAACUGCCAGCUGGUUGUUGGGCACUUGGAAAGUGCAGUGCAAGGUGUUUUGCAAACCAUAUGCCCAGUGCUUGGGAAGUGCAAGGACUGGGAAAAACUGCAGCCUCAUGGGACACAUUUGGCCUGCAAGUUGUAGGUUCUCCAUUCUUGCUUUCUGCCUAUAAUAUAUAUGCUCUCAUUUGAAACCAAGAACUCCAUCUUACCCAUCUUGGUUUGGAGGCUUCUAGCAUUAGCAUAUAAAUGCUUUCAGUAUUUACAGUGUUUUUCUCUCCAAAAGUCUUUGGCAUGUUCACUUUGUUCUAUGGUGCUUUGUACUCCUCGAAUUGCUGUCAUGUCCCCCUUGUGCACGCUGAUUCCCUAGUUCUACACCACUCCCAUUUGCACCAUCCUAAACAAUUUAACCCUCAUCCCUUGCGGAUGAUUUACCCUGAACUGGAGACUCCUCAUCUACUGUCAGUUUUCUGAAAGUUGCUCUGCCAGAAUUUUGGCUGUCAUGUCCAACAAUCUGUUUCCAUUCUGGUUCACACAGAGCCCUUCUUCUUUGUAUAGUCCUGGCUUGUCCCAAAAUGCUCUCCAGCACCUACCAGAUCCAGGCAUCUUUUCCUGACACCAGUGUCAUGGCUACCAGCCAUGAUGGCUAAGCUCUGUCUCAGGGUGGCCCAACUUUUCAUACCAAGUGGGCCACAAUAAUACUUUGACACAAAACCCACGGGUGCACACUGCCUUAUUGCACCUGUGUGUGUGUGUUAAUGAACACUUUCCCCAGCCCUUGCACUGCCUUCCCAAAGCUGGGAAAGCACUAACUAGGCUUUGGGAAGGAGGCAGGAGGACUCUUGAACCCUGCUACAGCCCCGUGUCUCUUUCCCAAAGCCCAGCACCAUGCUUGAGGGCAGGGCCGUCUUAAGCAUAGCCGGCACCAUGGUGCAAAGAUCCCUCCGGUGCCCCUUCAAAACAAGGGAGGGGGCAGUGGAAAAUGUCCUCUGCCUCCCCCACUGCCCCAAUCCCCGGCGUGGUGGCCGUGAUCAAGCAGGAAAACGUGCUGCAGGACAUGCUCUCUGGCGUCAGGGCACCCGAAAAGGCAGCCUAGGAAGGCUGCACACCGCCUUUCGCCAGGAAGCAGAAGGAGGACAAUGACUGGGAGCAAGGCUGUCUUUAGCAGAUGCAGAGGCUUGGGAUCCUAAGCCUCUGUGGGGAUCGCUCUCCUUCUGCAGAGGCUUGGGAGGGAAGCUGCACGCCCUCCAGGCAUAUAGUUGGUGGGGCGCAGCUGGCGGGCGUGCUGGGAAAGGGGAGGCUGCCGGUAAAGCCGCAAAGCUCCCCCACUAACGAGGGCGCCCCUGAGAGGUCGGCGACCUGGCGCAACAAACCACUAAGACCAAUGGGAAAGACGGCUCUGCUUGAGGGCUGGGCUGGGGUUGUCAAAUGUUGCCAAGGGCCACCAAAAAAGGCCUUGGGGGCCGCACAUUGGACCACCUUGCUGUAUCUCCAUGUGCUUCUGAAUACCAGUCAUUGAAAACCACAGGGGAGAGUACUCUUGUGUUCAGGUCCUGCUUGCAUAUUUCUCCUCAAGCACCUGGUUGACCACUGUGAGAACAGGAUAAUGGACUAGACGGGCCAUUGCCCCAAUCCAGCAGGACUCGUCUUAUGUUCUUAUAUCCAGGUGGGGCUAGGACAAAGCUUACCUGAAUGAAAGCCUGGAGAGCCACAGCCUGUCGUUGUAGACAAUACUGAGCUAGGUGGCCAAUGGCAUGACUCAGUAUAAGGCAGCUUCCUUUGUUUCACUAGGCACAUGCCCACAACCUCUAUCCAUCAGGGACAUUCUGUACAAUACAUCCGGCAAUCUACCAGCAUACUUCUCAUUGCUGUUUAUUGAGAUAAUUUUAUUUGGUGCCUGGGUCAUGAAAUGGUGAGAUGAGGAUAGUCUGCCCCGGCCUUAUCUCACUGGUGCACUGAACUCACACAGCUGCCCAACUCACGUGUUUCCUUGGCGUGCGGAUUAGGGCCCGAGAUGCUUCUUCGAGUGUGGCUCUCCUCUUGCUCACAGAGCUGUGAUCAAAGGUUCCCUGGUGAUUUUCUAUAGAAUGAAGAAAAUGCUGCCUAAGGGGGGGGGGGAGGGAAUCAUUAGCAGUGUGGGAGGAUUCACUCUUCUGUUAUGUGUUCAGUCCCUUUCAUUUGGGGGAGCCUCAAAUAUAUAUAUUAUUUUCUUCAGGCCACAAGGUGGAGCCAUGUAACUUUAAAAUAAUAAUUAACGUACAACGUAUAUAAAUGUAUAUGCUACAUAUUACCAGCUCCUGAAGAAGUCAAGUAGAUAUUUUCAGAAGUCUUUCUUUAUUUUUAUUUUUUGUAGUACGAAAUCUUUGGUACACAUUUUCCCAACCUGGCGCCUUCUAAAUAUUUGGACUACUCAGUGGUGCUGGCUGAGACUGAAGGGUUGUAGCCCCAAUCAUCUUGAAGGCACCAGUUUGAGAAAGUCCUCUCUGGAAUCGUAAACUUGUACUUUACAGCUGGGAAAAGGACAAAUCUGCUGAGCAGUUUUAAACACCAGCCAUCUAGAUUAAAUGAUCUGUACAUCACUGUGGGUUAAACUACAGAGCCUAGGACUUGCCGAUCAGAAGGUCGGCAGUUCGAAUCCCCACAACGGGAUGAGCUGCCGUUGCUCGGUCCCUGCUCCUGCCAACCUAGCAGUUCGAAAGCACGUCAAGUGCCAGUAGAUAAAUAGGUACUGCUCCAGCGGGAAGGUAAACGGCGUUUCCGUGCACUGCUCUGGUUCGCCAGAAGCAGCUUAGUCAUGCUGGCCACAUGACCCGGAAGCUGUACGCCGGCUCCCUCGGCCAAUAAAGCGAGAUGAGCGCCGCAACCCCAGAGUCAGCCACAACUGGACCUAAUGGUCAGGGGUCCCUUUACCUUUAUCUUACACCAUAUUUAGCUGGUCAGAUCUUCACGUGUACCACAGAAUGAAAUCUCCCUGAUCCCGUAGAGCUGAAUUUCAGCCUUCGGUUCAAGGCAAAUGAUGCAACUCCUGUGCUGAAGUUAAGCAGGUCUUGCUCUGUGUCUGAUGCUACUUGGGAAAGCCAUAAAAGAAGAAAUGUGGAUAACAGGUUUGUGAAUAAACACAAUCCAAUUAGCAAACUUGAGAUUGGAGUUCUCUUCAGCUUUCAGUGUUGUAUUACUUUUAGAGUAAAAACAGGGGUGUGGAGCCUUUUCCCCUUCCCUCAGAAGUAACUUUCCGAGGACUGAAUGCCCAUGAUAGGUGGGGCUGGAGCCCAAAGGUGGGCAGGGCCAGAAGUAAUAAGUAGGCAGAGCAACAAGUGUGACUCUCUAGCCCUUUCAGAGAGACCCAGGUUUAAAAAGGCUGCAACAUUUGAGACUUUUUAGUUUAGAGAAAAUGCAAGUAAUAGGUGAUACAAUAGAUGUAUUGUGGUAAAACUGGAUGGAGAAAAGUUCCUCUCUCACAGCAUCAGAGCUCAUGGACAUGCAAUGAAACUGAAUGUUGGAAGAUUCAGGACGGAUAAAAGAAAGCUUUUCUUCAACCAACACAGAGCUAAACUGAGUCACUGGACCUGUGGCUGCUCCUCCAGACAUAAAGGACAGCAGAUCUGACCUGGUGUUUGUUUUUGUUGUUGUUUUAUCUGGAGUAGCUUCUGCUGAAGUAAACGCUUGCGAAGUUUGGAGCUAUGCAGAAUGCUUUGUUUUCAUAAGCAGUAUAGAUGCUUCUUUUAUCCAGUGAACAAUUUUUGUAUCAUUCAGAGAAUGGAUACCUGUUUUCUAUGCAGAGAAAAACAGAUUCAGUUAAAGCUCAUUUUCUGUUGUAUCAUUUUAUACUUUACAUAUUGUUGUAACAAGCACUCGCUCCCCUCUUGAUGAAAUUGCAGAGCAAGAACUAUUUCUUAAAAGGUUGUGAAAUCUUGAAAGCAGAAUUUCCACCUUUACAGGGCAAUAUGUAUUUUUAAUUUGGAAGAGAAACAGACUGUUUAAAAAAACAACAACUGAGGUUUAUGAGCACUGUUACAAGAUGUGAAAGUGUGUGUGCCGGGUGGCGGCGGCGGGGUAUAAUUUCUCCCUUACAGUGUCUCAUCUUGCACACUUGAGCUUUUCAGGAUAAGACUUGUAAAUGAACACUUUGAUGUCAAAUAACAGUCACGUGGUUUGGAAUAACAAGGGUAGGAAGUGCUCUGUCAAAGCAUUCGGAAGAGAUUGCAGGAUCAAAAGGGAGCAGCUGGAUGCGAUUUGCAUCUCUGCAGGACUUUUUUUGCCAACAUUGGGAAUCACAGCUCUUCCUGGGGGUGGAGAGGUCAGCCGUGGCUGAAGGAACUGAAAUAUUACACUGAGAUCAUUAGUUGCAUGGCUGUGUAAACCUUCCUACGAGCACCUUAAGGUGGAUGUCCAAAGAGGUUCACUGUUGCCACAGAUCAAAGCUGAGGGACACCUUGAAGCUCCCAUCUUUGAACUAUAUCUAUACUUGAAAUCCGUUAUGAUCUCCGGUUGUGUACUUGCUACAGCUUCAUGGGUUGCUUAUUUCACAAGAUCUGUAUACUGCUUGAAUGAAAGAAAACAACAGUGUUUUACAUAAAUAAUAAAACAAAACAAACAUCACUAAAAAAAGAGAGAGUUAAAAAUGACUUUAACCAUUCCAAAAAAGAUUGAAAUCAACGAUAAGAUAAAAACCAGACUAAAGUGCAUGUCUGCUAGUGUUUCACAUGUCUGGAGAAACUUGCCUAAACAAAAAUGGUUUAGCAGGUGCAGAAAAGAGUACAAUGAGUUUCAUGGUGUGAAUGCUGCCAUAUGGUGUUCUUAGAAAUGUGGAAGUGGCUGAGUGGAGAUAUAUAGGGUAAAGUGAUUUCUCAGGUCAAGAAUAUAGGAGAAAUUUGAUUUAGAUUGCCUUUAAAGGUGGACCUCCCUAUUUUGCACUUUCCAUGACAAUACACAUAAUGAAAGACAGUCAUCUUUUGAAAUUCACAGUUUUUGGAAUUUGGCAAUGCAUUUCUCUAGUCAAGUCAUGUGUUCAGAAAACGGAUAAAGUAGGGUAAAGUCUGCAUACAAAUGCAUAUGUAAGUGAACAUAAAAAAAUGCAUUCUAUUAGGGGGAAUGGCUUUACAAAAAUGUGUAUGUUGUGACUCUUCAGUUUAAGGGAUGCAUCCUGUUUCAGCCAUCACUUACUUAGACAGUGUCAGGGAGACUUGAAUCGAGGCUUCAGCAAUGCCUCCCGUCCAGUUUGAAACCAUUCCAGAUGCUGCAAAUGCACUAGCAGUUUUAUUGCUGCACCACUAGGAGAUGCAUUUGAGGGGCAGCAGCGUGACAUCCUUGUUCCAGAGGGGCACUGGUACCAUGGGCUCAUCUUGCCAACGUAUUCUAGGGCCUGCAUUCCAUGCAAAUGCUUUUCUUGCUUAGAGUCCUCUAAGACCUGCUGCCUCUGUGUAAGGCUUAGUCUAAGGCUGGUGCUUGCUGAAGCAACAUCAACAUCUGGAGGGCCACAGGCUCUUUAUCUGUGUUAUGAUGCAAGCCCUCACUUUCUCAUUGACAGGGGUGGGAAAAUGGUCUUCUGAGAAAGGGUUGCAGCAUUUGGGGCUUUUAUAAUUGAGGGGGAAAGGGUGGGGCGUGAUAGAGGUGUAUGAACUUCUGCAUGACAUGGAAGAAAUGGAUAGUUUUUAUUUUUCUCUAGUUAGAAACCCAUUGGGGAAUUCGCAGACUGACAAUGGACUAAGGUAGUACUUCUUCACAUAUUGCUUGGUGAAGUGCCUGUGCUUUUUUAUAGAAAAAAAAGGCUCUAGAACUACCCCCCCUCCCCUGCCUUGCUCCCGCCUGCUCUUAACCCCUUCCAUGGCGGGCUGCUGCUGUGAUCACAGAGAUCAAUAUCUGAUCAUGGUGGUGGCAGCAGGUUUCUUGGUGGGAGGGAGAGGCGGGCAGAGGGAGUGGGCAGGGGCUUCCAAGUCAGAGCCAACCAGCCUCUAGGGGGGAGAGAGAAGGGGAGCCAGGAACGAGAGGGAGAUAGAGAAAGCAGGGGAAGUGGGGUGUGUGUGUGGAGGGGAGGACAAGGGGAUGAUUUAACCUAGAGCAGAACAUCUCACAAGCACCUCUUGGGGAGAAAACCAAACCAUAAUAAAUAAGGAGGGAGGGAGGUGGCAGUAAAGCAGAAUGAGGCGGUGGCGGGUGGAAAACUCAGACAGCAGUGGUAGCGGUGGUUCAAAUCUCUCGGAAAGGCUGGCCCAGCGGCUGCUGAAGGGACAGGCAGAGAUAGAUUUUUUUACAUAUGUAUAUAUAGUGCACUUCUUUUUUUGGGGGGGGGGGAGGUGCCGGAACUGUGCUCCGGUGCGCUCUGGCUCAAAAAAAAGUACUGCCCUUAGCCUAAGGUUACCAAUAUUUUUUUUUCAAUGAAUUCGGGGACACGUUUCAACUUCAAUGGAUUUUGUAUGGGGACUGAUUUGUAAAUCCGGGGACUGUCCCCAGGAAACGGGGACAUCUGGUAACCUUACCUUAGCCACAGAGAACAUAGGAAGUCUGUGGGAAUGUUCUGGGGUGCAGGAGAGGAUAUAUUGUGAGAUUAUAUCCUAAUCCAAUUUGUGCUAACAAGUUCCCAAAAUAUCAGCAGAGUUUAUGACAUUCCCCUUUAAGUUCGCAACGGUAACGUCUGCACAGGUUCGCUAGAACCUCUAUAAUAAUUACUCUGGUAAUUUCCCCUUUGUUCCCUCUUAAAAUACAAGACACGACACAGUCUUUAUAAAAGUAUAAAAGAGUUUACUCACAUUCUGUUCACAAUAUGAUCCCAGAAGGCAGACAGCUUAAAAAGGUUACAUACAUUCAGAAUCUAUCUUGUAGCAAGAUAGUCCUUAUCUCCUCUCUUGGCUGAGAGCCAAGAGGGCAUGCUUAGAUGUUUCCUCAUCAAAGGAAGAUGGCAGAGAGAGAGAAUGGCUGGCUGCCCUGUGCUUUUAUCAUUUACCUGCACAGGUGAGGCCACACCCACCUCUGGUCACAUGCAGAGGAAGUCCGUCCCCAGGAAGUUUACCUGCUUGCUAGACAGACAUCCCUCCCCAUGUUCUAACAUGUACACUCUAGGAAUGUUGUCAUUGACUGCUCCUGCGUUUUACAUCCCACAUACCCCUUCUCAGGCAAUGCAACAUUAUACAAAACAUAAACAACUUUAUUCAACCACCCGGAGUCCCAGCUUGACACGUAGAUUCUGGAAACUCUCUCUUGGUAGGGGUUUCAUCAGGAUGUCAGCAGUCAUCUCUUGGGUGCUGCAGUAGGAUAGUUCCACUAGUCCAUCCUGGAUCAUCUGGCGUAUGUAGUGGUAUUUAACCCCAGUGUGUUUUGUUCUGGCCAGAAACUUUUCACUCUGCGUAAGCUUCAGGCAACUUUGAUUGUCCUCUAGCAAGCUGACGGGACCUUUUCUCACCAACCCAAAGUCCUUGAUCAAGCCAGGCGAUCUCUCUGCAGGCUUCUGUUGCUGCAACGUAUUCUGAUUCUGUGGAAGAUAAUGCUACACAGCUCUGUUUAUAACUGCCCCAUGCAACAGGUCCAUCACCAAACAUAAAAACAUGACCACUUGUUGAUUUAUAAUCAGCAUUAUCCCCAGCCCAAUCCGCAUCAGUAUACCCAGCCAACUUAGGGUCUCUGACGGCUGGUAACCUUAAUUCGCAAUUCAUGGUAACCUUCAAAUAUCGCACCACCCGCUUUACACCUACCCAAUCAUGCUCAGUGGGAGAAUUCACUUUUCUGCUAAGAAUCCCCACAGCAUUAGCUAAGUCAGGUCUACAUGUGGUAACUAAAUACAAAAGUUUACCAAUCGCCGACCUGUAGUCAUUGUUGUCUGGCAACUGCUUCGAAUCCUGCUGAUUCUUCAGGAAGUCAGUAGCCAUCGGUGUAGCAACUGGAUGUGCGUCUUGCAUCUGCGUGUGCUCAAUCAGCUCAUGGAUCUUCUGUCUUUGGCUGAGAAGAAAUGAGCCGUCCUCUUCUCUUUCCACCUGGAUCCCGAGGUUGUACUGGACAUCUCCUAGCUCCUUGACUUCCACCUCUUUGCUAAGGUGUUUUACUAUCUGUGUAUAGUCUUUCUCACUUGCUGUGGCAAUAAUCAGGUCAUCAACAAAUGCUAAGAUAUAUGAGAAUUGUCCAUUAUUUGACUUACUGUACAAGCACUUGCCAGCGUCGCCUUGCUUGUACCCAAGUUGCGUCAGCAUUUUAUGCAACUUCUGGUUCCAGGCUCUAGCAGCCUGUUUGAGUCCAUAAAGUCCUUUCUGGAGUUUGCACACUAAAUGUGCCUCAUGUGGUUUCACAAAACCUUUGGGCUGUUUCAUGUAAAUUUCCUCAGAAAUCUGCCCAUGUAGAAAAGUGGUAGCAAUGUCUAUGUGUGUCACUCUCAUUUUCUUGGAGGCUGCAAUGCUUAAAAGCAUUCUUACGCUGCUGUACCUCACGGUUGGUGCAAAAACGUCAUCAUAGUCUUCACCAAAACGCUGUGAAAAUCCCUGUGCUACAAGUCUAGCUUUGUAGCGCUGCACUUCUCCUUCUGACCCCUUCUUAACCUUGAAAACCCAUUUACUGCCAAUGGCCUUCUUACCGGGAGGCAGCUCAGUGAGUGUCCAGGUCUUGUUCUGAUGCAGUGCAUCCAUCUCCUCCUGCGCGGCCUUCCUCCAGAGACUGGCUUCUGCAGCUGGCAUCUCCUGUAUCUCUUCCCAAGUGGAAGGUUCCUGUGGAAACGCCGACCCUGGAAAGUAGGACAACCGUAAUGAUGGGACACCUCUGUUGGUUCUGGACGAGCGCCUGACCUCUGGUUCUGUGACCGCAUCAGCUUCCUCAUCCUCCUCCAACGCAGGCAUGUCCCCAUCUGAGUCCUCCUCUUCGUCUCUGGUGCCGCCAGGGUUCUGGUCCUCUGCGUCUUCUGGUGCGUCGCCUGUAGGGGGCGCUGCAACACUCGAAGGCAGAUUAUUACUUUGUGGGGUCUCAAAAGGGAAAUAUACGAACUCUUGAGUCCUUUCUGACUCAUCUGAAGAACCCACAACAGUGUUCUUAGUGUCUACUUUUCCAUAUUCAUCAACAUAAACCGCAUGGUAUGCAUUUGUCUUACCAGUUUGUAAGUCCAUAAUUCUGUACCCUUUGCCUCCAGAGGCAUAUCCCAAAAGGAUACCUGCUUUUGCCCUGGAGUCAAGCUUGUGUCUGUGUUCCUUGGGCAAGUGGAAGUAACACGGACUUCCAAACACACGUAUGUGCGACAGAUUGGGAGCUUUCCCAUGCCAAAGUUCAAAUGGUGUGCGCUCUGCACCUUUAGUUGGCAGGCUAUUCUGCAAAUAGACCGACGUGUAUACUCCUUCGGCCCACAGCUUCUGUGGCAAACAUGCUUCCUUUAGCAUGCACCUUGUCAUAUCCAUAAUGGACCUAAAUUUUCUCUCAGCUAUGGCAUUCUGCUGUGGUGUGUAAGGAAUUGUGGUUACAUGUGAAAUUCCUUCCUUGGCCAGGAGAGCCUGCAUUUCAUUUGAGCAGUACUCACCUCCAUUGUCGCUCAUUAGCACAGCUGGAGCUCUCUGGAAUUUGUUCUUGACCAUGGCAAUGUAUUCCUGGAGCUUGCCCACUGUCUCACUCUUCUCUUUGAGGAAAUAUACAACACAAAAUCUUGAAAAGUCAUCCAGAAAUAUUAAAAUAUAUCUAUUCUUUCCCAGUGAGGGAACAUUCAUGGGUCCACAUAUGUCAGUGUGCACUAUGUCAAGCACUUUGUUGCUUCUUUGUUCUGCACAACGUGGAAAUGAAGGUUUUACAGCCUUCUCAGUAAUAUAGCUUAUGCACUUUGCUGGAGCUUUGUUGCUCUGCUUUACCUGCAAACCUCUUACAAGAUCUCUUUUCUGUAGAUCCAGAAUGACAUUGGUAUCCCUAUGUCCAAGCCUUCUGUGCCAUAGGUCCAGAUCUGCUUCAUCCUUCUGGCUGGAAUGUGCCACUUCUGCAGACUGGUUCUCUGAAAGAUCAAGCUCAUAUACACCAUUUAUUAGCUUUGCUUGAGCAACCACUUUGCCAUUUUUAGUCACCUUGCAUUCUUCAUUUCCAAAUGUAAUCUGGAAACCUUUCUUGUCCAAUGUGGACACGCUGAUUAAAUUGCAGCUCAGCUCUGGAACAAAACUCUAGAGAUUGUGUUCUCAGUGCAUUCAUUGUUUAUAUUGCAUUUCAGACUCAUGGAACCUGCACCUUUUGCUUUAACAAUGUUGCCAUCUGCAAUCUCAAUUUCAGAUCCUUCUUCAUCAUUUAUCUCAUUAAUCUCAUUAAAAUAGUCCUUUUUAUAUGAAAAAUGCAAACUGGCACCUGAAUCUAAAAUCCAUUUAUUACGUUAUUUUCACGAUUCUGGACAGCUAAAUUCCUUUCUUGCAGUAGCCAUGUGCAUUCACAUUUCCCCUUCUUUUCCCCUUUUGGCUGAAAGGGGUGGGGUUUCUUUGCUUUAGGAGCCCUUCUUUGUUACAAUUGAAACAAAUCACUUUCUUAGGCAUCUCUUUGGACUUUGUAAAUUGCCUAGAUGCAUAACUGCUGUCCUUGAUUUUAGCAUUUCUCACUGGAGAUUCAGCUCUAUCUAUGCAUUCUUCUUUUAAAUAACCAAUCAAGUCUUUAAAGGUCAGACCUUGUCUAUGGUCCAUCAAACUUACAAAAGCGCUAAAGCGUGGUCCAAGUGAUGAUAACAAAAAUGCUAUCUUUGUAUCUUCAUCAAAAGCUUUGGGAGUCAGAUCAAUUCUUUGAAUAAUCUCAGUAAACUUGUUGAUGUGCUCUGUGAAUUCCUGUUUUGAAUUCAUCCUCAAUCUGGUUAAUUUGCACACCAAGUUUCUGAAGCAGUUUAUGCUAGAUUCUCCAUACACGCGCUCAAUAUCUCUUAAGAUUUGAGACGCAUCAUCUGUACUAUUUAUUAAUGAUAGCUGCUCAUCAUUAGGUCCACUCAAAAUUAUGUGUCUAGCUUCGCUGUUCAUGCAUUUCCAAGCACUUAUGUUGGCUAAAGCUUCCUCAGUUGUUCCUGUAGGUUGAGGGUUUAAAGCUUCCAAAAUGUGCUUAUAAUCUAAGCAUGCUAUCAAGCGCUGCUUCCAGUGUAUGAAAUUGUGUUCAUUCAGCACAGGCAUUCCUAGCUUUGCAUCACUAUCAAAAGCUGCUCUAGCCAUCUUAAAAUCCAAAAAAUUGAAAAUUCUUCAAAAUUUCAAAAUUUCUCAAACUUUUAAAAUCAAAAUCUCAAAAAUCUCAAAAUACAAAACAAUUCUUCACUGCCUUGGGUCACUGUGAACUCUGAGGGAAGGGGGGGUUGCUUAAUCCCCACUGCACAAUGGAACAAAGGACCAUGUGCUUACCAGGAAGUUAACUCAGAAAAAUACUACUCAACUCAAAAUCACAAUCCAACACAAUCCUAAAAAAAAACCAACGCAGAAAUAUGCAAUACUGGGCCCAUAACCCUUUGUGGGAAUGUUCUGGGGUGCAGGAGAGGAUAUAUUGUGAGAUUAUAUCCUAAUCCAACUUGUGCUAACAAGUUCCCAAAAUAUCAGCAGAGUUUAUGACAUUCCCCUUUAAGUUCGCAAUGGUAGAACCUCUAUAAUAAUUACUCUGGUAAUUUCCCCUUUGUUCCCUCUUAAAAUACAAGACACAACACAGUCUUUAUAAAAGUAUAAAAGAGUUUACUCACGUUCUGUUCACAAUAUGAUCCCAGAAGGCAGACAGCUUAAAAAGGUUACAUACAUUCAGAAUCUAUCUUGUAGCAAGAUAGUCCUUAUCUCCUCUCUUGGCUGAGAGCCAAGAGGGCAUGCUUAGAUGUUUCCUCAUCAAAGGAAGAUGGCAGAGAGAGAGAAUGGCUGGCUGCCCUGUGCUUUUAUCAUUUACCUGCACAGGUGAGGCCACACCCACCUCUGGUCACAUGUGGAGGAAGUCCAUCCCCAGGAAGUUUACCUGCUUGCUAGACAGACAUCCCUCCCCAUGUUCUAACAUGUACACUCUAGGAAUGUUGUCAUUGACUGCUCCUGCGUUUUACAUCCCACAAAGUCAUCCUGUACUGAGCCACACUAUUGAUCCUUCUGCUUCUAUACUGUCAACGCUAACUAGAUCAGGGGCUGUCCAGGGUUUCAGUCCGAGUUGUUCCCCCCCUCCCAGUCCAACCUGGAGAUGCCCGUGAUCGAUCUUGAGAGCUUCUGCAUCAAAAGCAGAUUCUCUACUAUUGAGCUGUGUGACAACCCUUCUCCUGCUACAACCUUGGAAGGUAGAGGCAAUUUCUGCUUCAGUUGCUUGGCUGCAGAAACACCACUUGUGAAUUAAAAAACGGUUGAUUGUGGCACAGUGAUAAGAGCCUUAAGUGUAAUCUUGAGACUUUCGUGUUUUUUGUUUGAUCCUGCUCUGGGCAGAAUUUUCAAUCAUCUACCUCCUAUUGGCUUCUGCAUUAAUCCUCUUGAAAGACACACGUAGCUUAUUUCAGAUGUUUUAAAGCACUUUUCUUCACCUUAGUGUGCAGUGGCUCUCAGUGAUCCUUCUCCUCUCUGCCCCUCUUGACCCUUUUCUAAGAAGCUGUUUUCUCUUUCCUCUCUAGAAUGUGCUCCUUUCAGAAUGGUUGUCUGGAAGCUUGUUUGCUUAUUUGGGUUUUUUCACUCUGACAAUCAAGGAGGAGUGACCUAAAAAAAAGAAAGUAUUAAAACAUUUUGAAGAUCAGAAAGAAAGAAAGAAAGAAAGGCCUUUGCAAAUCCAAUACUUGACACUGCCUCUCUCCAGCAGUUGCUACAGCUGAAGUGUUGGACACUUUAAAGUAGCAAUCCAGUCUUAAAGGGAUUUAUAUGCGAAAUUUGGUGGAAUCCAAAAUGACUGAUUUUUGUUCACAUCAGAUCACGUCUUGCAUAUUUUAAUUUAUUUGUUUAAAAGCAUUGCUUGACAGCUUUAAUAUGUUAAAAAUCUCUUAAGUGGGUGUAUUCUUUACACUGAUUUAUUUAUUCAGCCUAUCAUUAAUUUAUUGAUUACCUUCCUUCACCCUAAAGUCCCAGGAUGGGUUUACAGCAUUAAACACUACAUAAAAGCAAUUUAAAACAGCUAUGCCCCACCCUUGCUCCAGAAGGUUACCAGGCCACCAAACCUAUCAAUAAGAAUAAGAAUAAGAAUAAGAAUAAGAAUAAUAUAUUAAGCAUUAUAAAAGCAGUUAAAAACAAACUCUCAACCAGUGAUUUCAGGGGUUGCCAGGCAUGGUAUUGUUCUGAGCUUAUAGUGUGACAGAAAAGAUUUUUGGAAGAUGCUCUUUUGAAAUACCAAUCCUCUGGUUACCAGUAUCUCAGAGGGGCCUUGGGGUGGGGGUUGUUGUUGUUGGGCUUCUUUGUUUUGUACCGCAGUGUCUAUCAACUCCCCAAAUGGAUGCAUGCAAUCUGCCUGAUUCUUAUUUUAUUUGAUCUUGAACAUCCCCCAUUAACGCUUGUUACACUUUGAUAUUUAAAUUAGCUGUGUCCUGAUGAGAGAAUGCAUUUGCUUUCCCAGAGAGACUGUAUCGGGGAGAUGGAUUUACUCAGCCAAGUGUUGUAGCUAUUGCUGUAUACACACACACACACAUAUUAAAACAUAUUAUAUCACACAUCUGGAAUGUUGCUCAGUGCAUUGAACACUGUCCAGCCACACAAAGCUUAGCAAAUGGGCAGUUGAAAAGUUGGGGGGGGGAGACAAUGCGAGGUUCUGUGUCUGCAGUGGAAAAUGGUGUGGGAUGCGGGGAGGGAAUCCAUGGACUCAGCUAUACAGCUGCAAACAACAUUUUAAGUGUGUUUUAAGUGCAUUAUCAAGGGACGCGGGUGGCGCUGUGGGUUAAGCCACAGAGCCUAGGACUUGCCGAUCAGAAGGUUGGCGGUUCAAAUCCCGCGACAGGGUAAGCUCCUGUUGUUCGGUCCCUGCUCCUGCCAACCUAGCAGUUUGAAAGCACAAAAGUGCAAGUAGAUAAAUAGGUACCACUCCGGCGGGAAGGUAAAUGGUGUUUCCGUGCGCUGCUCUGGUUUGCCAGAAGCAGCUUAGUCAUGCUGGCCACAUGACCCAGAAGCUGUACGCCGGCUCCCUCGGCCAAUAAAGCGAGAUGAGCGCCGCAACCCCAGAGUCGGUCACGACUGGACCUAAUGGUCAGGGGUCCCUUUACCUUUAAGUGCAUUAUUAUACAAAUGAGUCACUAGAUGGCAAUGGUGAGCUAAUGGCAAAUUCAACAUAUAUUUUAAAACUUUCUUUUAAAAGAGCGUUUUCACAGUGCUUUUUUAUAUAUGUCUAGAUUCAGCCCAGGUAGCAUUGCCUGACUGGGUCAAAACAGGUUGCAUAAUUAGAAGCAUAGAAUUGUAGAGUUGGAGUUUGGUUGAUCUCUGUCUUGGUGCUUCUGUUUCCAGGUGCCUUCCUCAUACCUUACAUACUCUUCCUCGUCAUUGCUGGGAUGCCCUUAUUCUAUAUGGAACUAGCUUUGGGCCAAUAUAACAGAGAAGGGGCUGCCACCGUAUGGAAAAUCUGUCCACUUUUUAAAGGUAAAUCCCAGGCUUUCUGCUUAAUAUAUUUGCAAUAUCUUCUGGAGUUUCUUGAUAUUGAACACAUCUCCGAGGCUUGCAUUGAAAGUUUUUGGCAAGGCCAGAAUAGCUAACAUCUGUAUUUUGAGAGUCACUUGUCACUAAUGCCUUUAUUGCUCAUCAGCAAAAAAUAGACUUUAGGGCAGCCUUUAGUAACUUCCAGAUGUUUUGCGCUACAACUUCCAUCAGCCGCAAUCAGCAAUGGUGCACUGGCUGAGGCUGACAGGAGUUGUAUUCCCAAACAUCUGGAGGGCACCAAGUUGGUGAAGAUAGACACCAUUUUGCAUGACGAUAUACAGGAGAUUUUUUAAAAGGUUCCUCCAGGGAAAGUGUUAGCUAUUUGACAAGUCUAAAAAUAUCUGGGCAAAUGCUGAUGAACUAUCUCUGCCCAAAAGCAUCCACCUUAUUAACAACAAAAAGAUGCCGUGCUCAUCAACAGGUCUGCACAAAUCUCCAAAACAAACAAGUCUUUAAUAAAACUGUAGUGAAUUAUUAUAAGAAUGCUGGAUUAGACGGCACAUUGGUCUCAUCCAGGAGUCUCCUCUGUUCUUUUGCUGCCACCGUUGCAAAACUGCUAGCAAAAGUGAAAACAACAACAGGGGUGGAGUCUGGUGCAAACGCACCCUGAGCUAAGCCAAAAUUUGGUGCACCACCUCCGCAGCCCUCACGCAGUGCCAGGCUUUGGGAAGGAGGUGGGAGGCUCUGGCAGGAUCCUAGAGGCUUUCCUUCUCCUUCCCAAAGCUGGGACUAAGCUUUGUGAAGGAGGUGAGAGGACUCUAGGCCCCUGCCAGAGACCUCAGGCUUCUUUCCCAUAGCUGUGCAAGUGCUUCUAUCCACUCAGUACCCAGCACAGGGGAACUGGCCAGGCUGCCCUAAAACUGCCUCUGAUAAUAAUAAUAAUAAUAAUAAUAAUAAUAAUAAUAAUAAUAAUAAUUUACUUGUACCCCGCCCAUGGUUUCCCCAGCCACUCUUGGUGGCUUCCCACAAAGAUUAAAAAUACAUUAAAAUGUCACACAUUAAAAACUUCCCUGAACAGGGCUGCCUUCAGAUUUCUUCUAAAUGUCAGGUAGCUGUUUAUCUACCUGAAAGGGUAGGGAAUCAGGGUCAUUCCUCUUUCUGCCAUCUUUUCCCACCUGCCUCGUUUUUAAACUAGAACUUCCCCCAUGAGAAUUUUGUCUCACUGACUCACUCUCAGUUUUCUGUUUUUUUCACAACACCCCCAAGUUAGCAGUCUGGUGUUGCCUGCCUCACCUGAACAAUAGGAACAGCCAUGGUGGAUCUCUGUAUGUUGCCAUUUAAACUCUAGUACAUUUGGACCCAGAGUAAAAAUGUAGCCGUUGAUGAAAUGCUGGUAGUGGGAAAGCCUUGGACAGAGCUCAGUUCAAAGCUCUAGCUUUGGGUGCCAUGGGCUGCAACCUGCUCCAGAGCUCUCAUUUUCAUGGUUUUUCAUGAAUUUGAAUCUUUAGUGGUGAUGAUAAGCCAACAGUUUAUUCCUAAUUAGUUAAAAACAUUCCUAAUUGUGGGGGGGAGGGAGAGUGAGAAGUUGGCUAAUUUUAGUUUGCUGCACCUGGAAAGACCCUUUGGACCAGAAAGCAAACAGACAUUAAACACAACAGGCUAAUAUUAGAUAUAAAUGGCAGUGCUGUAAAAUCUGGGACUUGGUGGUAACGAUGUGAGCCUGCCGUGUUUGGCACCAGGAGCGUACCCUGCAAUCACUGUGGAAGUAUUCAUUCAAAUGUUGGGAUAAGAAGGCUGCCUUCAACCACUUGGGUGUCACCCAGCUGUUGUAAAUAGCAGGCUGUGUCCAGAUUUGCUUCUCAAAUUUACUCUAAUGACAUGCUAGAAUAAUAUACCCCACGGGUGCUAUUCUGGAUUUUCAGUUUGGGUUUACACUACUUUUAUACACAUUUUUGCUAGGAUUGACAAGCCAAUCAAUUAACCAGGCAGAUCAUCAGUUUACUGUUAAAUGUUGUCAAAUAUUCUAACAUACAGGUCACAGAUUACCUUUGCAAGAACCUUUUAAAAGUUGGCCGUUAUUGCUAUUUUAGCAUCUUUCACCUUUACAACAGCAUUUUUUCAAUAAAAAGGAUUAACUUUUUUUUAUUUUUUUUAAAAAGGUAAUAGAAUCGAAUUGUAGUGUUGGAAGGGAUCCCGAGGGUCAUCUAGUCACCUCCCGAAAUGCGGGAGUCUCAACUAAAUCAUACAUGACAGAUGGCCAUCCAGCGUCUGCUUAAGAACCUCCAAUGAAGGAGAGUCUGUCACCUGUCAAGGGAGUCAUGUUUUAAGUCUUCUUUUUUUUAAAAAAAGUUGCUAUUACUUUCUACUAUUGGAAUUUUUGUAUAUUUCAGUAGCUGGGCACCUUUGGGAGGAAAGCCAGAAAUAAUAAUAAUAAUAAGUGCAAAACAUGACCCUGCUAUAAAAACCCAAGUAAAGAACUAUGCCAGGAAUUAUUUGCAUUUACAGUUUACAAUAAUUCACUGCACUUUCCUUAAAAAGUUAAUUUAAAUGUUAUCACAAUAUGUUAGCUAUUUUUUUGUAAUUAGCAUAAAUAUUUGGGUUGCUUGUUUUAAUUAUGGUGAUUUCUCCCCUACCUUUCAAGUAAAAGGCUCUUGGUUUUCUGCUGUAGGUAUUUAAGCAGAGACUGGACAAGUCAUCUCUCAGGGAUGCUGCAGUUGCACCCUGCAUUGCAGAUCCUGCUUUGAGCAGAGGGCUGGACUUGAUUACUUUCAAGAUCCCUUCCAACUCAAUUUUUUAAUUAAAUUUGGCAUCCAUAUGGUCAGAAAUACAACAAAGCAGGGAAACACAAAGACUGUGCCUUGAUUGACCAGCCUAUGUACCCCACCCUGAAUGAAAGCCGAUCUAGCUUCCCAGCACCAAGCAAAUGCCUUGGUGUUAGAUUAUUAUUGUUAAUAAUAUUUGGCAAAUAGUUGGUUGGGGUGAUGAGCAAUGGCACCCUCUUCUAGCCCUCACUAGGAAGUUGAAUCUGAUGUGACUUAUAGCUUCAUGUGUAAUCUGGUUUUCCUUUGUCUUCAGGUGUAGGCUAUGCUGUGAUACUCAUAGCUCUAUACGUGGGUUUCUACUACAACGUUAUCAUAGCUUGGUCUCUGUAUUAUCUGUUUGCAUCCUUCACACUGGAGGAGCUUCCCUGGACGAAGUGUGGCAACCCCUGGAACAGCCCCAACUGCAUAGACCCCAAACUCAUCAAUGCCUCAACAUUUGCCGCUGGAACCACUUAUUCCAAGUACAAGAUAACUCCUGCAGCUGAAUUUUAUGAGUAAGUCUGGGGCUCCUUGUGGCUUUCACUUUUGGAAAACACUUUGCAGUUGCUCUGGGAUGUAUUUAAGGGCCUCUUCUGACAUCCCUUUAAAUAUGCAUCCAUGAUGAUUUGUGCUCGUGAUGGUUGUCACCAGUGCUUUUUUUCUAGAAAAAAUAGGUGCCAACAUGAAGUUGUUACAGUAAGUGUCACACUUUUUAACGACAACCCCCCCCCAAAGGUGCUGGUACUGCGUACCCUUGAGUACCCUGGAGAGAGCACUGGUCAUCACAAUAGUUAUACACAAUCUCACUUUUUUAUACACAAUCUCACUUUCAUUACCAUUUGAACCUGCUAAUAUUUGGGGUGGCCAAGCUGCUUCAUUUACAAUUGAUGCAUGCCCUGUAGCUUCCUGCUCAAACCCUGCAACUUUUUAUACCACAGUUGUCCUGGGUUUGUGCAUGUUCCCCACUUUUGUAGCUCAAGGCAACAAUAAUGGGCAAUCCAGCAUUAAAAAAAAAGGUAAAGGACCCCUGACAGUUAAGUCCAUUUGCGAACGACUCUGGGGUUGUAGCGCUCAUCUCACUUUACUGGCCAAGGAACCGGCAUUUGUCCGCAGACAGUUUUUCCGGGUCAUGUAGCCAGCAUGACUAAGCUGCUUCUGGUGAAACCAGAGCAGUGCAUGGAAAUGCUGUUUACCUUCCUGCCAGAGCGGUGCCUAUUUAUCUAUUUGCACUUUGACAUGCUUUCGAACUGCUAGGUUGGCAGGAGCUGGGACUGAACAAUGGGAGCUCACCCUGUUGCAGGGAUUCGAACUGCCGACCUUCCGAUCGGCAAGCCCUAGGCUCAGUGGUUUACACCACAGCGCUACCCGUAUCCAGCAUUACUCUACCACUAAAUGCACUCUUACUGCAUCAAUGACUUGUUGCCAACCUCUCCACUAAUCUGAAGGGAGCCUAAGUCAUGCCCCACCAAUCAUUUUUUGGCAUGGGGGCACAUGCGUAUUUUUGAGUGAGUAUUGUGGACACCACUGCCUCUAGCCACUUAUUUUUCCUCUGCCCCAGAUCAGCCACUUUUCCUGGGGACAAGAAGCAUGAUUGCACCUGCACACAAACUUUGCUUUCAAGAGAUCUUGAUAAAAGUUCUAUCUAACAGAAUUAACCCGAACCUUGAAAAACACAUAGAGAUGAAAGUGGAAGUGGGAAAGAGUGCCCUUCUUCCAUCCUCCUCCAUCUCCUCGAUCUACUUUUCAUGGGAGAAAAAAGUAACCAGGGGCCAAGUUAAACCCCUGAUAUCUCCUGGAAGGGCUGGAAGAGAACCCUAUCUGCAAUCUUUGAGAGCUGCUGCCAGUCAGUACUGAGCUAGAAGAACCAAUAGUUUGACUGAGUAUGAGUCAGCUUCCUGUGUCCCUUUGUUCCCCUGAACCCACUCAACAAUGGAAAUAAGUUUCCUGAGUCUGAAUGCUGUAUUCAGGAUGGAGCAAUUGACGAUUCAGAUCCUCAUGUAGACAUUGAUACCACUGUUUGUGGAUUGCUGCUGACACAUCUGUGGGACCUAGUGGAUGCUUCAGUUUCAUUAUCUUUGAGCCUCUUUCGGUCUGUGUUAUUAAAUGGCACAGAAUUCAUGAUUGUUAUUAGCCAAGGCACAAUGUAAAAUACUAAGUGGCUGUCUAUUGCAACACACACACACACACCCAUAGGUCUCUAUUAUUUGAUCUAGGCAGUAAUUAUGGCAGUGAAAGUGGUAAUAGACGUGUAGUGUUUUCUAUUAUUUCCUCUAUAGUUGUAUCAAAAAGAUAAUGCAAGAGAGAAGUCCGGAAAGUGGUGCUCCUUACUCAAGUUGGCCUCACAACACAGGGAUGGAGCAAUUUCCCUCUCAGCAAAGUUUAUUUGUUUAACAAUCUGUUUCACAUUGUAGUAUUAAUGUGUUUUCUUUUUAGAAGACAAACAAAUACAUUGACCAGUUUUAGAACCAUGGGAUCAUUUAUUACCUUUAAACCUUUAAGCAUUUCCCCUCAUUAUUUUCAUAAGCUUCAACAGGCAUAAUCAAAUGCCACAUAAUACUAAAAACAAAUAAUAAAAAUAAAAGCAGCUAUUUUCUCCCACCGUCUCUAAUCUAGCACCUUUCAGAUGUUACUGGACUACAACUUCCAUCUUCCCUGACUGUUGGCCAUGCUGGCUGGAGCUGAUGGGAGUUGGUGUCUGACAACAUCUGGAGGGUCAGAGGUCUAAUGAAUGUUCAUAAUGGUUUUGCCAUUAGUUGUUGUUGUUGUUGUUGUUGUUGUUGUUGUUGUUAUUAUUAUUAAUUAAAUUUAUAUACCGCCCUAUAUCUGAGGAUCACAGGGAGGUUUACAAUAUAACAACACAAGAAUACAUACUAUAGUAACACACAAUAACCCCUUCACAGAGUUUAAAAGGCCAUAGAUUGUUUAAUUAGCUGAAGGCCUUGGAGAAGUGGAAUGUUUUUGCCUCCUGCCUAAAGAUAUGAAAUGGAAUGAAGGCAUGAUCUAGGGCACAGGGGAAAUGGGGAAGGCUGUGCUGUAGAUAAAAACAACCAAGAACAGCUUUAUCAUUUUCUUCUUGCGAAUGUAACAUCCCACAUUAACCUUGGUUUGGUUUUUAUGUGUUUGUUUCAUGAGGUUCUGUUUUGUUAUUUGGGUUAUGUGGAUAAAAUUUAAUAAAAAUAUUUUUUAAAACCAGAAGUUUGGAGGGACACUUUUACAGUCUGAUUCACAGCUGUUAGGCUGUGCCCCUGAAUCCAUGUGCUGACAGAAACGACUUCGAAGUGGAAGCCUUCAUAUAUACAGCUGUGCAUACCAAAACUCACAUGCAAUUGGUCCAUGAAAACAUAGGAGGCAUCAUUAUACCUGGUCAGUUCAUUGGCAGCGGCUCUCCAGGGUUUCUCCAGGUGUCUCUCUCAUCUCUACCUUGAGAUGCACCUUCUGCAUGCCAAUCAGAUGUUCUACCACUGAGCUAUGUCCCUAAUCACUGUUCUAUAGAGACAGUUUUGAGAUAACUUCUGGGAUCUAUUUUUGAAAAAUGUGUCCCCAUUGCCUCUCUGUCCCAGCAUGCCUCUCAAUUUCCUUUGCCCAGCUUCAUUACUCUGAAAGCAAUUUGCUUCAGCAAUAUCUUAAGCUUGAAACAGCUGCAAGAGAGGGUUUGAACCUAUUAUUUUCCACAUGCAAAUUUGUGGGUGGUGAAAACUGGAAAAUUAUUUUGCUGAGUUUUCCCCCAGGAGAGGAGAAAAUCUCUGAACAAUAUCUAUAGAGAUAUGGUUUCUACGUCAUGUGUUUAAGAGUAGGGUGUUUGUUUUUUCUGGCUCCAUCUUAAAGACCAAGAUUGAAAAACAAAGUGGGCACAUCUCAUCAAGGCAUUUCACAUUCUUUUAAAUUCUGUUUCCUGUUUAGGCUUCAUGUCCUUUUAACAACGACAUAAAGAGUGGACUUUCAAUACAGCUCACAAAGGAAAAAUUGAAUCCACAAUAGAGGGCAAUCUAAGGGUCUUGGGUUUAGUUUGUAUCCCUAAUGACCAUAAUCUUUUUUUUCUUUUCUUUUUUGUCAGAGGUCUCUAAGGCUCCAUCUAUACCAUGUAUAUAAAACUGUAUCAUACUCCAUUAAACAGCCAUGCCCCCCCCGAGUCCUGGGAAAUGUAAUUUGCUAAGGCUGCUGAGAGUUGUAAUGAGACCCCUAUUUCCCCCCAGAGCACUACAAACUACACUUCCUAGGAUCCUAAGCCUCUAUUUGCCUCACCAAGCUACCAUUUCCAGAGUCCCCUGGCAAGAGGGAUUGACUGUUUAAAUCACUCUGAGUAUUGUAGCUCUGGGAGGGGAAAUGAGAUGUAUUUAUGGGAGAACAAAUGGUUCACUUUGCCCAGGGCAACAAAUUCAUGGGAGCAUUUGCAACACCACCGGGGGGGGGGGGGCAGGCUGAACUCUUAGCUUUCAUUUUCUUAAAGUUCUCUCCACUAUGAGAAAAGGAUGCUGGACUAGAUGGGCCAUGGGCCUGAUCCAAGAGGCUCAUUUUAGGGUCUUGGGCUUAGAGGGAUGAAUUUACCCUUCUGGGCCAGAGGUUCCACACCCCUACUCUAAAGCAAGAGUGUAUAUUCGGGGUACUUUCACAGCUAAGGCAAAUCCUGUGUAAAGUGACCCACUUGAGUAUGCAUUUUUGCUUAAGGACACAAGAAAUGCCUUGAUGGGGCAAAAAGAGAUCCACCUAGUCCAGCGUCCUUUGCAACAAUCCCUGAGUAAACUGCCAGAAAUUGAUUACUAGCUCACCGCUGAACAUGGCCUACAUCGUUGCUUAAGAGGAAUGACAAAAUAUGCCUGGGGGGUGCAGGAGGGCUCCCCCUCCAAUCCAGGACACCUAGAUGACCAGUCCUGACAUCAAACUGAGCUGUGUAUUACUUUCUAUUUGUUUUUACUUCUAUGUUUUUCAGACCCCUUGUUGAGACCUGAUCUUGACAAACAGUUCACUGUUUGUGUGUUCAGACCCAGAGACCGCCCCCCUAAAUAAACACACAUUUGACUCAAAUUUUAGUUUUGGUUUUUGGCAGAAUUUAGGCCACAACUUUAUUGAUCACAGAAAGUGAGUGGUUGCAUAGGCUCUGGUUCGACUAGUUCCCUGCACCCUUGUAGGUAGCUCUGACCCAGAGCUCUAUCAUAGGUCAGCCAAGGGUGAACACCUGAGGUAGGUGGAAAGCCUGGGAGCAGACUAUGUCCACUCCCCAGAUGCUCCCCUGGACUCAGGCAUGGGCACAACCCCCAAGAGGGGGUUGACCAUACCAAGUUGAGUCCCUGGAUUCCUUUAACAGAAUACACUUCACAUAGGGAUGGCGAGACUGUUCUCCCAUCCCUAUCACCUGACCCAGUGCCUAUCUGCAACCUUACAAGUUGUGACAAUUUGCUACGCGGCAAACAAAACCCAAAUGGCAACAGCCAAUCAGCUAAGUGGGGAAAAUUCCUGCCGUGCCCCUGUCCCAAUGACAGACAAUGCAUGACGGCAUAGCAAGGUCAAUUGCAAAAUACCUCAAAUAUAGGGAGAGGUGGGUGGGUGUUCAAAUGCACGAGCCGAAAGAGGAAGCUCUGGGUCAUGUGCAUAGGUAUAUAUAGGUCCCUCAAUCUGUUUAGACUGCACCCCAUUGGCCAAAUUAAACCCAGCAACGAGGGACCUACCAGUCGGGUGUUGUGGCUGUCCAAUUAACCCACCCACAACACAGGAGGUCAGUGUCCAGGUCUCACUACAACAUGUGCCCUCUUUUAGGGAGGACAUGCUUUGCUGAAACUAAGUCACACCACUUCAAAUAAGUGUGGAGCCAGUUAGUGAUUGUUUUUCCAUACAAAAGGAUCUAACUCAAUCCCUCUUCUGUCUCUUUUUGCUUAGGCGGAGAGUUCUACAGCUUCACCUAAGCCGGGGGAUUCAUGAUAUUGGCUUGCCCCAAUGGCAGCUCACACUGUGUCUCGUGGUUGUGGUGAUCACUGUUUUCUUCAGCCUGUGGAAAGGUGUGAAGACUUCAGGAAAGGUUGGCAAAUAUUUUCCUAAUACAUACAUUUUUUUCUUUAAAAAGGGCUUUUCUAUUAGGGUUUUGGUGGUUCAGAUGUAACAUCAAACCAUGGUUUGCACAGAACACUCUCUACUUUCAAGCCAUGCUUUGUGUUCCAGACAUAUAGGCACACAGUGGUUCAUGCAGCUUCCACCUUCCCUUCACCUUCUCUGAUGCUAUGCCAAGCAGUGGAGUACCCCCUAAACUGUGAGCCUGUCAUUAACUGGCUGGAUGCAGAGUUGUGGUGGGAGGCACCAGCUGGGGAACCCCCAAGGUCAGAAGCCCCAAAGGUAACAGGGUUGGUGAGCAGGAAGAGGUUAUGGCAGAGGGCAGCUCAGACUCUGAGGCAGAAGCGGAGGCUGGAGGAGAGUGGGGCCAGAAGACAGAGAGGCAGACUGCUGAAGAAGUAGGGAGUCUCCCCCUCCUGCUGUGGCCAGCUUCCCUUCCCCUGGGUCUCCUAGAACACAGAGAAAAAUGAAGAGAGUGGAGCACAAUUUGCAACUGCUUGGGAAAUACCUUGGAGAGGAGGAGCCUUAGGGAAGCCGGGACCAUCAAUCAGUUCCUGCAUUUGCCUUGUUGGAACAAAACCUACUGGGAAGAGUUGCUGUUAUGGUUUCUGGAAUAAAGAGUUAACUUCACUGACUCUGGGUUGAUAGCUGACCCACAUUUGACUCUAGCUCCUGACAGCCUCAACCCAUCUAAGACUGACCUUACCCCACUCACGACACUUUUGUAUUGACUCAAUUAAGUUUCAGCUUCUUUGUCCCCAUCAUCCAUUCCAAAUUACCAAGGCUAUAUCCAGAUACCUGUUCAGACUUCCAUUGCCUCCCUUGAUUAGGUGCCAGAGACUGAACAUGGUUUGAUUGAGGUUUGUUUUAUGUAACCGCAGUUAGAUCAAGCCACGAUUUUCUGCAUUUAGACUUAAUGGCAAAUUCUGCUUAGUUCAGUCUCUCUUUAUACAUGAAAAGCAGAAGGGAGAAAGGAAUGGGGAGCAAGACAACCUUGUUCUGAUGUAUUUUUUGCUCUAGGAGGUUUAGUUUGGCCAGAAUCAAAUAUUCACUCCCAGAGUUGGUGCUAAAUACUGCUACGUGAGCCACCAUAGCCACUAGAAGGCCAUGAAAAUUUGUGCCCCGGGCUUUUAAGACUCGUCUACCCAUGUAUUAUCUGAAACCAAAGGGGCACAUUGGUUGCCAGAUGUGAAUCCCCCCCAGCUCUCCUACCCCACUAUACUGAAAUGGAAAGAUGCUGUUCAAAUGGUUGGUUGCAUUUCUUUUUUAACAACGAAAAAAGCAGUCAAAGAGAGAGGAGCAUCUCCACCCCCAUCGUUCAGCCAGGACACUGAGGUCCAGCUCCCAAAGGCCUUCUGGCGGUUCCCUCCCUGCGAGAAGUGAGGUUACAGGGAACCAGGCAGAGGGCCUUCUCGGUAGUGGCAUCCAUCCCUUGGAAUGCCCUUCCAUCAGAUGCCAAGGAAAUAAACAACUAUCUGACUUUUAGAAAACAUCUGAAGGCAGCCCUGUUUAUGGAAGUUUUGUUGUGCUUUUAGUAUUCUGUUGGGAGCCACCCAGAGUGGCUGGGGAGGCCCGGCCAGAUGGGUGGUGUAUAAGUAAUAAAUUGUUGUUGUUGUUGUUGUUGUUGCUGCUGCUGCAGUAGUAAUGCUGUCUUUGCCAUUCAAGAGACAGAUCAAUAUUUUUUGUUGCUUGUCUUAACUUAAUAGGUUGUAUGGAUAACAGCCACAUUGCCUUACGUUGUUUUAUCCGUACUGUUAAUCCAUGGACUGACAUUGCCUGGUGCGUAUGAUGGAAUCAAAGCAUACCUCAACAUUGACUUUAGAAGAUUAAAAGAAGCCACAGUGAGUGCUUUGUUUCAACCUUCGCAUUUACCAUUGAAAAGGAGAUUACAGUAACAAACCAAGUUUGUUCAUUCACAUGCAGUUUCAUUGGAUAGAGAGAUGUUUUUAUGCCUCUUUCAUAAUAAUAGAACACUUGGACAUCCAACAAGGCUGAAUGUUGACAGAUGGAGGUCUGGUUAAAUAAAGCACCUCUUUAUAUAUUGCAUGGUUAAGCAAUGGAACUCACCCUCCCGCCCACAGGAGGCAGUGAUGACCACCAACUUGGAUGGAUUUAAAAGAGGAUUGGACAAGUUCGUGGAUAAAGAUAUCAGUGGCUAGCAGCCAUUAUGGUUAUGGACCAAGGUAGUAAUGCUUCUGAACAUCAGUUGCUAGAAAUCACACGUGGGGAGAGCGCUCUUGUGCUUGGGAUCUGCUGGUCAGUUUCUCAGAGGCAUCCAGGUGGCCAGUGUGAGAAGAGGAUGCUGAACUAGAUGAGUCAUUAGCCUGACCCAGCAGGCUCUUCUUAUCUUCUUAAUUAACAACAACAAAAUUCAGUACACCGUGCUGUAUUAAGAGCUUUCCAUGUGCACUCAUGCUUAGAGAUGCUAGGGAAUUGCAUCUGUUAAGGGUCAUGUACUUAACAGAUGUGUUAUUUAGGUAAUUCAAGAUGAACCUCUGCCUUUUAGAACUGGGUGGCUGUCAGUGACAAAGUGGUGGACCUAAGUCACAGCUUUGUCUAUUUGCUGUUCAUUUCCAGGCCCAAUUCAAGCUGCUUCAUGUUGCUAUUCUCUGGGGUUAUCCCAUAUCUUCUCAAAGGUACCUGAUACUGAACAAUGAAUCCCUGCGUCUGGAAUGCCUACAGCAGGAAGUUGUAACCUCAUUGGCUCCCCAGCAUUGAAUGAAUUGCUGUCCUGCAGACAUCUAGUGUCUCUUUCACAAAAGGAGCAGCAGUAGCUACCCAGUGAAAUCUGAGAUGCCAGGAAGAGUGUGUCUCCCUUCUUCAUUGUUCUCUGUGAAGAGCUUCCUGCAAAUACUUUAGUGUUUGUGGGUACCCUGGUUGUUUUUCUCUUCCUCAGACUAUAAAUCUGCCUAUGAUUGUUUGCCAGCAAGAAUCAUGCAUUACCACAAUGGCGUAGUAAUGCUUGCAAUGACGCAAUGCUAAAGCUUAGAAGAAGAGACUGGCUGGCACCUCUUGGGAAAAUAUUUAGGAAACUUGAAGUAGUUUUGGGUAAACAGUUCUGCGUAGUACUAGUGCUGUUGAAGUCAACAUAUAGCACAAAUGUAGAUUGCAGCCUGCAGCUGUGGUGUACUUGGAAUUAAAGCAAAAACAACAGUUGGAUUUAUUUUUAAAUGCAUAUGGCAUGUGUCAGAGGUGAGAAAUAAAAGAGUUUUAAGCUUAAACCAUGCAGGAAGUAAAUUUAUUGGUGUGGGGGGAAUGGAAGGUCAGGGAACGGUUAUGGUGGAACAAAUUAUCUGAAUUAGAUGUGGCUUAAGGUUGAAUCAGAUGUAAUAUCUGCCCAUUGGAAUGACUUUUUUUAAAAAGUACAGUUUGAAUGGUGCCUACCUUCAUAAAGACUGACAUGUACAUAUAACAUGGGCCCUAGGUUGGCAUACCUGUGGGCCUCUGAAUGUUGUUGGACUCCAGCUCACAUCAGCUCCAGCCACCAUGGCUAAUGGUCAGGGAAGAUGGGAGCUGUAGUCAAGCAACCUCUGGAGAGAUACAUUUUCCUUUCCCCUCACCUAGGGCAAAGUAAUUGCUAGGUGUCAACCAGUAAAAAUAAGAGCAUAAGAAGAGCCUGCUGGAUCGGGUCAAAGGUCCAUCUAACCAUUAGAUCCUAUUCUCUCCCUCAAGCAGGACCUGAGCACAAGAGCACUCUCCCCUGUUGUGGUUUCUAGUAUCUGAUAUUGAAAGGCAUUUGCUGCCUGGAGGCAAAGCUAGUAGCCAUUGAUAGCCUUUUCCUCAAUGAAUUGUCUAAUCCUCACUGGCCCUCACUGCCUCCUGUGGGAGGGAGUUCCAUUGUCCCAUAACUGUGUGCUGUGUGAAGAAGUUAUUUCAUCUACUGAUCAACAUUCAGCUUCAUUGGAUGUCCGUGACUUCUCUCGUGUUGUGAUUGUUUUGUAUUACUCAAUCUGCCUGAGUCCAGCGAUCCUCUGCUUGAAUUCUGUGUCACAUAUCCCCAGUCCUAUAGCAUUUUUAUUGGUUACCUGUUUGUUUCCAGGUUCAGUUGUGAGUGCUGGUGCCAACUUUCCCAUCCAUUAAUGGCCUUCAUUGACCUGGUGCCCUCCAGACGUUUUCUAUGCCAGCUCCCAUCAGCCCCAGCCAGCACAGGGGAGUUUUCAUCCAAAUUGUCUGGAGGGCACAGUGUCUCCUAGUACAAAGGUACAUUAAGGACCAUCUUCUCCCCCACUCAAACAUGUCUAAACCUUAAGGGUGGUUUUGAGGACCAGGGGCUACCUAAUCUGCACUUUCCAAUGCAAUACACAAACCUGAACACAGCUGCUAUUUUAAAUAACGUGCUUCUCCGAAUUUUGUAAUGCAGUUGUCCAGCCAAGUAAUGCGUACAAAAUGCAUAUGCUGGGGGCAAAGUGUUCACAAAAAUUCAUCUGUUAGUGGCAGAAAUCACCCCGUUUGUAAUUUAGGCAAAUGCAUACAAGCAUAUGCAUAUUAGAAAAAAAUUGCACCAAAAUGCCAAUGAAUUUUCAUGAGGACUUCUUUUUUUAAAAAAAUCAUAAUCAUUAGCAAAGUGAUUUGGAAGUGAACACUGGAAAAAUGAGAAAUGGAGAAGAACUGAGACUGACAGAUUUGCCUCUCAGUCUGUCCUCAGGAGCCCAGUUUUCCUCCUCUGCUUCAUGCUACAGAUGUGCCUGUCCCCUGUCCUUGAAAUACUAAAGUAGGACAACUGGGCUCAAAUUCUUGCUCACCUGUGCUUUCUGGAUUUCAGCAGAGCUUUCCCCCAUUUCUUAGCUUUCAAUCCAUGAACUGGAUCCCCCCCCAAACAAAUUAUAUAACUGAAAAUACAGUUGUUGUUGUUGUCGUUGCUGUUGCUGUUCAAUUUUGCUAUAAUCCACAAACUACCUUCCUCUGUUCUGCUUAUGCAGGUAUGGAUUGAUGCAGCCACACAAAUAUUUUACUCCUUAGGGGCUGGGUUUGGGGUCUUAAUUGCCUUCGCCAGCUACAAUAGAUUUGACAACAACUGCUACAGGUAAGCCACAAUGCUAUAAAACAACUCAUGUCCCUGUAAUCAAUUUUAUUUGCUUAAAUAGAUGAGGAAUACAUAUUUUUGUUUGUUUGACAAUUUUAUUUUCAUUUAAGUGUGUAUGUUCUUAAUAAUAAUGUGCAGAGUCAGUCUACCUUUACAUUCCACAAACUGGGGAAAUCAGCAGGAAAAGGUCAAAACAAGGCCUUGGCUUGUGAGCUUCCUAGAGUUAUGUGGCUCAGUGGUAGAAUGCCUGCUUUGCAUGCAGAAGCUCUAAGGGCCAAGCCUGGCAUCUCCAGGUAGGGCUGGGAGAGACCUCUGCUCGAAACCCUGGUGAGCCACACCAGUCAGUGAAGACAAUGCUAAGCUAGAUGGACCAAAGGUCUGACUCAGUAUUAGUCAGCUUCCUAUGUUUGCAUGCAUGUCUGUACAGUGCUGUCAUUGUUCUGGAAAGAAGGUAUUCAUUCCUGACGUUACUGAACUUAAGAACCAUACUGGACCCAGCUAGUCCAAUAUCUCGUUUCCUACACCAGCCAAUAAAAAGCCUAUGCAAAGUCCAAAAGAGCAACCACUUUCUCCUAAUGUUCUUCCCUAGUGACUAGUUUUGUAGGGGCAUGCAGUCUCUCAUUCUGGAAGGUAUUACAUCACUCAGAGACAGGAAACCUGUUAAAAGAUUAGCAGGGUUGAGUAAAUAUCAAGAUCUUUGUGUGGCAUCUAAGCCCCCAUUCCGUGACCAAUAAGCACAUGACGCCUUUGCCCGGCGUCGCUGUGGCCCAUAGAUUUGCAGCAAAAUACUGGGCAAGUUUUCUUCUCUGUGUGAUGGGCUCAUGGGAAAAAGCUGGCCCAUGAGCCCUUGCUGCAGAGGGGAGGAGAAAGCCUAUAUAAGGCUGCUUCCCCUGGAUCUCACAGCCAUUUUGCUUUGACAGCAUCUCGCCUAUCCUCGGGUUAGAGCCUUCACUAAGCAAAUUUGGGUCAUUGGUUGACAGGGCCAGAAAUGAUUUUCUUUUCUCUCAACCUGAUUGGCACUUCGUUGGGGUUUUUGGACCAGUGUGUCUGUUCCACUGAAGUAACAGUACCUGUCUCUUCUAAGCCACAAUGGCUACACACAAUUGGAGGCAGUUACGCUUCUGAAUAGCAGUUGCUGGAAACCGCAGGACAGGAGAGGGCUCUUGUGCUCGGGUCCUGCUUGUGCAUUUCUCACAGGCAUCUGGUUGGUGACUCUGAGAACAGGAUGCUGGACUAGAUGGGCCAUUGGCCUGAUCCACCAGACUCUUCAUGUUCCGUGAAAUUCACAAUGCUGCAAUGAAGCAAAUAGUGGCUUUGGCAGUCUGCUAUUUUGUUUGUUUCAGAUUUGAACUGGGCUUUAGAUUUCCAAGUAAGAUAUUCCACUGUGACAAUGAAUGGGCAUCAUCUUGCAGCAGAAGCAACACCUGCAAUCACAUGCAGUUAUCCAAAUGACAACCAUCUGCCUUUUUUUUUGCAAUUACCGGUAGAUUAACCAAUCACUAGGAAGCAUGCCUUUAAAAUGAGAGAGAGAACCGUUUCCUGCAUAAUUGCUUUUAUCCUGUAAUCUGAGUAUAUUUGCCAUGAAACAUCUAAAAUAGAGUGGGGAUGCCACCCCACGCUGGAUAAGAACUGCUUGAGGCGAUAGUCACUAUUGCAUUACAUUCUUCAAAGAUUAAUAAUCCUGUCUUCCGCUCUUUGGCUCAUAUCAUUCACUCUCUUCCAUAUAUAUAGCCUUUAGAAUUGAUGCAGGGAAAGUGGUCCCCAGAUGGGCUCCAACUUCCAUCAGCCCCAGCCACAAUAGGCAAUGGUUAGGGGUGAUGAGAGUUGUGGUCCAACAACAUCUGGUGGGCCACAGGUUUGCCACCUCCUUCUGUUUCCUUUGGAAUCAUUAAACUCUACAAGUCUGGCAUAUAUAUAUAUAUACACACACACACACACACACACACACACACACACACACAUCUAUAUAUCUCCAGUGGCCUCCUUGAAAGUGAGGAAAGCACUCUACCCAUGAGCUUUUCACAAAGGUUUCCGUACAUUUUCAGUAUAGCACUACUGAGUGAUUUUUGAGGCUGAGUAGGAAUUUGAACGCAUGUCACCUGGCUCAUCGUCUUAACACUUUAACCACUAUGCCGAAGUAGUGUGGAGAUCUCUUGAGAUUUCUUUUCACUCGGACAAGGCCCAUUGACUCUACCUGAGCCUUCUCUUCCUGACACUCGGAGUAGUAACACACUGACACCAGUCCACUCAAAAUUGCAAUCUACCACACGAUGUCACCUCGAAACAGAUGCUUUGGGCAGCAGAAUUUGAUGAUAUUGGUGUAAAUUGAUGCUGGGUGGUGGCCUUAAAAAACAGUAGUCAAAUUGUAUACAGUACUUAAAAUUUGUGCUUAGCUCUACUAAAAUGACAUUGCAUGAGGUUCUUAACUGGGUUUGGUACUGGGAUCUGCUUGCUGCCUUUUCAUCAUCUCCUGAUUUCUCCUAGGGAUGCACUGAUGACCAGUACAAUCAAUUGUGUCACUAGCUUCAUCUCUGGAUUUGCCAUUUUUUCUAUACUGGGCUACAUGGCACACGUAUACAAAGUCAAAAUUCAAGAUGUGGCCACCGAAGGUAAGAAUGCAUCCGCACACUUUCCUCGUUUCAAACUACAUAAACCUAUGCACCUCUCCUUUUUGGUUGAAAAUGCCACAUGACAGGAUACAGCCAAUGAAUCUGAAUGUUGCAGAAUUCAGGACAGAUAAAUGACUCAUCUACACAGUUUUAAAUGUGUUGUAAAGUGCAGCAUACAAGCGUGACACUAGAUGGCAACAGUGGGCUAUGCAAAAUUCAAUGUAUUAUUCAAAACAUUUUUUAAAAAAGCAUUUUCACAGCAUUUUUUAUAUGUGUAUAGAUUCUACCAAAGAAAGCCCUUCUUCACACAGUGCAUGGUUAAUCUAUGGAACUCACUCUCAUAGAAGGCAGUGAUGGCCACCAACUUGAAUGGCUUUAGAAUUAGGAUUAAACAUGGAAGAGAAGGCUAUCAAUGGCCGCUAGCCAUCAUGGCUAUGCUCUACCUCCAUGGCUGGAGGCAGCAGUGUUACUGAAUAAUAGUUUCUAGAGACUACAGGAUGGGAUAGUGCUACUUGUGCUAGGGUUUUGCUUGCGAAUUUCCCACAGGCAUUUGGGUGGCCACAUUGAGAACCGGAUGCUGGACUAGAUGGGCCAUUGGCUUCAACUAGCAGGCUCUUCUUGUGUUUUUAAAUGCGCUACCAGCAGUACCACAUUGGGUCCAUUACUGUGUUUACACCACAGUGACCACACUGCCACCUCACUCCUCCUCCUCUCUCUCUUGGUAAGUGACAGUGACCCACCUACCCAGAAAAUAUAGCAAUGGUAUACUGUUAUACAGUAUGUAUAGUCUGGUAAGCCUGCUGGUUGAAAGAAUAAAGUAUUGUAAGGUUUAUUACUGCAGGCAAAGAAAGCCAUUCUGAGUACAAGAUUGCAUGUGGAGUCAUGUGGUUCGCAAAAAAAGGUCUAACACUAACUAACUGGAGGAAGAAGAGGAGGAAGGAAGCAAAGCCUGAGAAUAAAUGAUCUACAGAUAGUUACUUGUAGGCAACUUAUUCUUCCCUCAUCGAUUCCAUCUUGCCUUUCUGUUUAUUCUACCCCCCACAACUGGUUCCGGUAACCAGCUUCGCUCCCAACAAGAAGCACAUAUCUAGGCUCCAAAGUACAAUUUCUGGCUAAUGUUUGUGUGUUCCCUCUGGGAUUUAUUUCCCUGGUCUAUAUGCAAUGUCUGUCUAUUUGUGCUGUUGACAAAGCCACUUCUGCACCACCUUGAAGCAGUACUUUUCUCCUUUUUCUCCUCUCGAUUUUCACUUCUGGCCUAUGUGCCUCUCUCAGUCUUCUGAGUUGCAUGCUGUGAAAUGAAUGUGGUCUAAUCCUGCAGAACUGGAAAGGUUUCUCUGUCUCAUAAAUGUUUUAAGAAAAGACUGGUUAUUUUCAAGGCUUGUUUCCUUAUUCAUUUUAUAGGGAAUAAUAUUUUAUUGUAUCACUUGAUGUUCUUAUGCCAGGUGACAGUGUUGCUACCUAUAACAAACAUGAAAACAGCCAAUCUUUUCUUAACACAUUUUGGGCCCAAAGCAGAAGCCUUUCCAGGCAGGAUUAGGCCACAUACAUUAUGUUGCAAGCUGUGCAAGCAGCACUAUAGUGACACCUUCUGACAUAUUACAAGCAUUACAAUGCAGCAUAUAUAACUUUUAAGCCAAGGGUUGGGUGGGGGUAGGAAGGGAAGCAACUGAAUUAGAGACAAUAUUAAAGAAGGCUCUCUAACCAAGGCAUAACCAACCAAUAUUAAAUAUAAAUAUAAAAUCUUGCCUUAAAGUUGUGCAAUUAGGAAACUAUUUUUCUUUCCUUCUUCUUCAGGAGCUGGAUUAGUUUUCAUCAUUUAUCCAGAAGCUAUUUCAACCCUUAAAGGAUCAACUUUUUGGGCAAUAGUGUUUUUCAUAAUGCUGCUUUCACUGGGUAUUGACAGUUCUGUAAGUAUAUGUUAUUUUUCAUUUGCAACAUUCUUUAUUCACACACAUAUAUGAAUGGCACUCCCAUGCUGCUGCUCCAUUUAUGUAAGAGGUCCCACAGCAGAGAUCAUUCAGUUUUUAGCUUAAGGGUUAAUUCUGUUAUCAGUAAGCCAGGCCAACCAAGAUGGUGGUGGAGGUGUUGCUUAGCCAGCAAGCAGAGCAGCAUGAAGUUGCUGAGUUAGCACACUCUCUGGUUGAUUAUGUAGUUCUGGGGGAGCUUUCCUCUGUGUGGUUAGUUGAAUAUCUCUCUGGCAUGUACAAGGCCUGAAAUAAGAAAGAUAAAACCCCUAUGUUCUUUUCUCAAAUCACACACUGUUUUGGUUUAGCUGCCUCAGAAAAGUUUUACUAGGAUUUCAUUUCUAUCUGGAUUCAGGAUGUGUUUAUGGCUUGUGCUUGAACAAUAAUAGUUAAAUGAAUCUCAGUCAUUUCAUCAUGGAUUUCAGUGACCUAAAUGUAAUUUCACAAUCAGAUCCCUCAACGUCUGUUACCAUAUUAAGAGAGCUUUAGAGAAGGGGAACCAGUGGCAUGGGGGAACUUUCAUAAGUGUCUGUCUUUACUUUCUUUAACUGGGAUUAAGUGGCUUGCUGAAACUUCAGACUUGCCCCAUACAUUCAGAGCACUCUGACUGCACUCAGUCCUUCUUGUUCUUGAUGCUGGAGUGGCAUCAAGAUUUCUAUAUUUAAAUCAAGAGUGAGUUCACUUCUGGGAAAAACAAACAGAGCCUUCAAACUACAGUAGGGUGACUGACUGACUGUGAUGCUCAGGUGUGCCGUUCCAUCACCUUCAAGGGGAAUAAAAGCUUGAAAGACACCAGUCAUUUAUCAGGAGGAAGCAAGAGACCCAAUGUAUGUCAGCAUAAGGUAGAAGCCGGAAGUUGUGUUGGAGCCCGUGCUGUGGGUGCUGUGCACCCACCCCCCAAAAUUAUGGGUGUCCGGGCCCCCAAGGCCCCCUAUAGUUGGCACCUGUGCUCCCCUCAUUAGGUUUCCAGCAACUAGUAAUCAGAAGCAUUACCGCAUCUGACUGUAGAAGUAGAGCAGGCAUAGGCAAACUCGGCUCUCCAGAUGUUUUGGGACCUACAGUUCCCAUCAUCCCUGACCACUGGUCCUGUUAGCUAGGGAUCAUGGGAGUUGUAGUCCCAAAACAUCUGGAGGGCCAAGCUUGCCUGUGCCUGAAGUAGAGCAUAGCCAUUGUGGCUAGCCUUCUCCUUCAUGAAUUUGUCCAACCCUAUUUUAAAGGCAUUCAAGUUGGUUGCUAUCACAGUGCCCCUCCCCCACGGUAGGGAGUGCCAUACUUUAAUUACUGUAUGUAUAAAUAAAUUUAUUAUUAUUAUUAUUAUUAUUAUUAUUAUUAUAUGUGCUGCAUGGAGAAGUAGUUUUGUUUACAUGUCCAAAAUCAUUCCUAUGAGGAGAUGUUGGCUAUAGAGAGUGGUUGCUGUUGUUCCCUCUCAUUUUACUAGCUCUUGGAUCAUGAUGAAACUAAUUGGUAAUAGGUUCAAGACAGGCCCCCUCCCCCCAAAAAAAGGAAAAAAGGAAAAACUUGCACAACAGAUAAUUGACUUGCGAAAUUCAAUCACACAGGAUGUGGCAUUUGGUCAUACACUUAAUAGGUUUUCUUAGCGAGGGUUAGUUAAAUUCAUGAAGGAUUGGUCUGUCCAUUGUCAUUAGAUGUCAUAUGGAACCUCUCAUGUCUGGAUACAAGAUAUCUUUGAUUACCAGAUGUUUGUGGCAAACAGCAGAAAAGAGCCAUCUCCUAUUUUGCUCAUCUGAUGAGCUUCCCUUGCCCAAUUUGACUCUCAAGGUGGCUCCAGAGUUAGAGAAAGAAGCCAGAUUUGGUGGAUCUUGGAUCAUGGAAAGCUGCCUUAUACUGAGUCAGAUCAUUAAUCUAUCUAUUUCAGUAUUGUCUAUACUGAUUCACAGUGACUCUGCAGGGUUCUUGGAGCUGUAGUUUCUUAAGGGUGCUAAUAGUUGUUAGACGACCCCUAUUCCCCUGCGAGAGCUACAAUUUCAGAAUGGUUUAACAAUCAAUUCCUUUUCACAGAGAACUCUGGGAAUCUUACUCAGAGUAGACCCACUGAAACAAAUGAUUCUAAGUUAGCCAUGCCCAUUUACUUCUAGGUCUACUCUGCAUAGGACUUGCAUUGGAUACCACCCAUGGAGUAAUUAAUUUGUACCAGUUUUUUUUAUAAAAAAAUAGGACAAGGUUAAAUGAUAAAGCAUUUUUGCUAACCUGCAAUUUUCUUUUUUUUAUUUCCUUUUUCUUUUUAGAUGGGUGGCAUGGAAGCUGUCAUCACCGGCUUAGCAGAUGAUUUCCACAUCCUAAAAAGACACAGAAAACUUUUCACAUUUGGGGUCUCCUUUGGCACCUUCCUCGUUGCUCUCUUUUGCAUAACAAAUGUAAGUGUCCCUUUGGGAAGUCUGUGCCUAUUCUUGGGCAACAACUCAAGUGGAUAGCUGCCAAUCCUUCCAUCAAAUUUUGUGUCGGGGAGUUAAGUUGACGAUUUGGCACAAAGGCCAGAAACUGCUGCCGACCCAAUACAUAGAUGAUAGAGAAAAUCCUGUUAUCUUAUGCUCCAGUGAGAGAUUCAAAUUACAGAAUUAAAAAUUAGUAAUGUAUUUAUUGCAUUUAUAUCCCCCUCUCCCCCACUCCCGGAGUUCAAGUUGAUGUUCUUUACUUAUCAUUCCCCAUGACAGAACUGUUUCUUUUAAAUCUUUCUCUUCCUACUUUUACUCUGCAUGAUUGGCCAAUAGCCUCCAGGAUGAUAACACAAUGGUCUGUCCAUCACAGACACCAGGUUAGGAAAAAAAACUGGUCUGUAUUGAGUCAGACUCUCCUAGGACUGAAAUAGAUUGGUUACAUGGGUUGUCAAGCAAAUUAGAUCCCAUCCAAUCAGAGCUUUGAGUGUUCGAGUAUUUCUGGGCUGCUUGUUUUAUUGGAUGCUUUCUUCUUGUUACUUAGGGUGGAAUCUACAUACUGACUCUGUUGGACACAUUUGCUGCUGGGACAUCCAUCUUGUUUGCUGUUUUAAUAGAAGCCAUUGGCGUCUCCUGGUUUUAUGGUGAGCCAGCGGUGGGGGAGGAUUGUUCCAAUUGUUUAUGACCGCAACCAGUCAGAGUAAACUGCAGUGUUUCCCCCCAAAGUAAUUGCUACAGUAACAUCAUAGUAGUUUAGAGAAAGGGAAUGUAGAUGAACAAGAAUCAAAGAAGAAGAGACAAAGGGGCUAUCUAGACCAGCAUUCUUUUUCCACUGGGGCCAACCAAAUUCCUAUGAGAAGCCCAAAGCAGGGCAUGAAUGCUGUAGCCGUCUCCUGCAGAUGAACCUCAGCAAGUAUGUGCUGGGUGAAGAAGUCCUUCCUUUUGCCUGUCCUGAAUCUCCCACCAUUCAGCUUCAUUGAAUGGCUCGGGUUCCAGUAUUACGGGGGGGGGGGGGGGGUCUACAUCCUAAUUAAAAACACAUCUCAUGAAAAUUUGUCAGAAAUUUAGUGAAGAUUUCUCCUGAUCAUCAUACUUUUUGUGCGCAGUUUUGACUAAUGUGCAUAUUUCGCCCGCUGUUUUCCCUAACAUAAUGUGUUUCUGUAUGUUGCUUUCAGUUGCUGAUUUUUAUGCACAUUUCACCUCUGACAUAUGCAUUUUGGAAAACGCUGUUUGAUUGGAAAACUAAACUGAAAAAUUCUAAGAAGUGCAAACUUCGAGAGACAGCUGUGUUUCAGUUCUCAUACAGUUUUGAAAAGUGCAUGUUAAGGAGGUUCACUAUUAAAUGCAAGCUGAAUUGAAUUUCUCCUCCAUCCCUAGCUCUGGAAUGUAUGACAUCAGGCUGCAGCUCAUGGGAUCAGUGUGACUGCCUAUUGAACAAAAGUCUCCAUUCCCAUAUACUAGAAUAUGCACGUGAAAGGCAUGUUAUGGCCUUUCUCCUCAACAUCUAGUUUUCAAUAGGCUGUUUUUUCAUAUGCAUUUUAUGUUAUAUACAAAUCAAUAUAAUAUUGUGAGCCUCCCAUCAGCCUUAUGCAAUAGUCCAGUCCAAACGGAGGUGUUUCUUUUUUCUUUGACGUCUUCAUCUGCUGUCUAUCAGACAGAGACCAAAACAUCAGGUCAAAGACUCCCUUUAUUUACACACUCAGCUCAGCUUUUUGAGAUUAGUUGCAAUUCAACAUCAGAGAACAGAGCUUUGCCCUCUGAUGCUUUCUGUAUGUCAAAUAGCCAAAGGACAUAAACACAGACCAGUGGAGUAAAUGAGACACAGAGAGAUUAAUUUCCCCCCUCUUUCCCACUGUGUAGACGAUCAUAACACUGCCAGCCAGCCAGAUGUCUCUCCUCCUUCUCCUGCAAAUGAAAAUGAAUGCGUUUAGAUAACCUGGGCUUGAAAAGCUUGCUGAGGCUGUAUUUAUUAUAACAGCUCUUUAGAGAGUUUACUAAACACAGCAGGGCAACCUGGGGGGAAAUGGCUUUUUAAUCAUACAUGCGCCUGCCAAGAGGUAAGAGCGAGGAAGCUUCUGACCGACUACUACCUUGAAGGCUGGGAGCACGGCGUUAAUUAUGCCCUCAAUUACAUUGUUCCCAUCAUGUUGUAUAAAUGCAUGUGAUUGCAGGGCAGCUCAAGCUCUGCUAGGACAGCGUUCCUUGGGGAGAGGGUUGGAUAGUUAAACCGCAGUCAGUCCCUCUUCCCAAGAAUCUCUGGGGAUUGUAGCAAGCUGCAAGCAGAGUAAGGCUCUCCUGACAACUCUCAGUACCCUUAACAAACUACAGUCUCCAGGAGUAUUUGGAGGAAGCCAUGGCUGUUAAAGUGGAAUCAUAUGCUUUAAAUGUAAUGUGCCUAAGACUGGAUCCCUCUUUCUUUCUUUCUUUCUUUCUUUCUUUCUUUCUUUCUUUCGAGUGGGGAACCUAGUACCUUCGACAAGUUGUUGCAUGACAAUUCCCUUCAGUCCCAAUGGUCAGAGAUAGAAAGUUAUAGAAUCAUAGUGUCUGAAGGGAGCCCGAGGAUCAUCUUGUCCAACCUCCUGCAAUUCAUGGGAGCAAAGAUCCAACAACAUCUGGAGGAUUUCCUCUUCCCUAUCCCUGUUUAAAAAGGUUUGCAUCAGUGGAGGUGCUCCCUAGCCUAGUCUGAGCCACGAGACCCUUCCCCGCCUUUUUGCUAAAUUUCUUUUCUUCAUUGGUCUCUCAAAAUUAUCUCCCAUUCUGUUGAAACAGGAGGUCCGGAACUGAGAACUCUCCACAUUAUUGCCGUCACGGAAUUAAGUCCACCCCCACACCACCACCCUUCCUUUUUUCUCUGGUCAUAGCCAGGUGUCUUCUUAAAUGGUUUUCUUAUGAACUUUCCUCCCUUUGUUCUUACCAUUCCUUUCCCUCAUCAAACGCCUCUGCCUGGUCACACACAUUCUCAUCUUUCAGUUCUUCUGCCAAAGACCUCCUAAGUGCUUUGGCAACUCCAAAAGCGCAUUGAGGACACAAUCAUCCAAACAAGAUGAUGCGGGUUGUUGCAUACUCCCUCACCCCUUUCCCCAUCUGCAUUAAAAGGCCUGUAACCAGGUUCAUGGAACUAAUUCUUCAUGCACCAUAUCAUUUCAAACUGUCCCUAUAAAAAGCUUGACUUUAAUCAACACCUUCCAUAGAGAUUGCAUUUCUUCUUCAUCUCUUUGACUCACUUGUUAAUCCUCCAGAUUCUUUCCUCUUUGAUUCAGCUGUCUCCUCUUCAGUAUAACGGACAACAUAGCUUCAGUCCUCUCAAAGUUGAAACAAGGUCAACGUUUGUUGUGUGAAAUUCAUCCUAUGCCUUCUGCUUUGCUGCUUAUAAAUGGGCCUCUACUCUCCCUGCAUAAGUUUAAAGGCUGGGAUGUGACUGAGGUUACGGCAUAUCUGUUGGAGUUUGCUGAUCAAAGAAUAUGACAUUAACAACAUCCCUAUCUUCUUUGGACUCAGAAGUUAUUUACUCCUCCUGAACUCGGAUUUACUGGCCUUUUAGAAUAGCUUCCUUUUGGUUGAGGUUCAUGUCAUUGACUCUCUGCAAUUAGCCAGACUCUGUUCAUUUCUUAGAACUAUUUCUUUCCUAAUCACUACCAUUCUUCCUUCUCUUGCUCAUAUCCCCUUCCCUUUGGAAGUUCUACACACAAAGGGCCCCAGGUUCAAUUCCUGGUGUAUCCAGGUCAGACUGGGAAAACCUCCUGCCUGAAACCUUGGAGAGCUGCUGCCUGCCAGUGUAAACAGUGCUGAGCUUGAUGGACCAAUGGUUUGACUCAGUAUAGGCAGCUUCCUAUGCUCCUAUUCAAAUUUACUGCUGCACAUAGCUCAGUGGUAGAGCACACAUUUUGUAUUCUAAAGGUCUCAGGUUCAAGCCCUGGUAUCUCGAGAUAGCGCUGGGAGAGACCCCUGCCUGAAAUCCUGAAAGGCCACUCCUUAUCAUAUAGACAAUAAAGGUAAAGGGACCCCUGACUAUUAGGUCCAGUCAUGACCGACUCUGGGGUUGCGGCGCUCAUCUCGCUUUACUGGCCGAGGGAGCCGGCGUACAGCUUCCGGGUCAUGUGGCCAGCAUGUCUAAACCGCUUCUGGCGAACCAGAGCAGCACACUGAAAUGCCGUUUACCUUCCCACCAGAGUGGUACCUAUUUAUCUACUUGCACUUUGACGUGCUUUCGAACUACUAGGUUGGCAGGAGCAGGGACUGAGCAACGGGAGCUCACCCCGUUGCGAAGAUUUGAACUGCCGACCUUCUGAUCGGCAAGUCCUAGGCUCUGUGGUUUAACCCACAGCGCCACCCGCAUCCCUAUCAUAUAGACAAUUUUGUUGUUGUUGUUUAGCCGUUUAGUCGUCUCCGACUCUUUGUGACCCCAUGGACCAGAGCACGUCAGGCACUUCUGUCUUCCACUGCCUCCCGAAGUUUGGUCAUAUAGACAAUACACUGAUCUAAAUGGACCAGCUGUCUGACUCAGUGAAUAAGGCAUCUUCCUAUGUUCCUGUGUUCAAUGGAGUUUAAAAGAUGUCUAGUAGAAUAGACCAGUGGUCUGGCUGGGUAGAAGGCAGCUCCCUACAUUAAACCAGGGUCAUGACUCAGUGGUGAAGCAUCUUCUAUGCCUGCAGAGUUCAAUUUCCAGGUGGUCUGCUGCCUAAAACUCUGAACAGUUACUACCAGUCAAUGUAGACAGAUAUAUGAUCAGCUAUAGAAGGUAGAAGGCUGAUUCCCCCCUGUGGAUCAGUAUGAGGGGAGACUUUCAAGUCAACUGUUUCAGGAAGCUAAGAGAUGAUUUUUGUUGUUGACACAUUGCUCUGUAAAACAUAAUUUAUUAUGGUUUUAGGGAAUGUUAAAAUUGAUCAUUGGUUAAAUCUGGCAUGGCUCUGCCCACCUACUAUCUUCGGAGUUGAUCUCUCUCUCUCUCUCUCUCUCUCUCUCUCACACACACACACACACACACACACACCAGCCAUCCCCUUCUUUCAAUGCCCAGUUGCUUUAUUGACCAGCAGAAAACUCUGUUUAGCUGAAAGGUGCACUUGACAUUUUAGCACCAGCCAAAGGAAGUUUUUCUGAAAUGUUUUGAUGGCAGCUUAAGCUAUACCUGUGUCAGUUUAUGUGGGGAAGGAAUGACUGCAUGUAAGAGUUUUUACAAAGAAUGAUUCCAAAUAAGAAUUUGUUAUUACAUGGAUAAACUGUGGUGUUUACAAAUUGAGUGGAUAUUCUUAUAUGUUUGACUGUCAUUUUGGGCUACAAAGGGAUUUUAGGGAGGGGCAAAAUGUGCACAUGUUUCCUUCUGGUUCUCUGGCAUUAUUUUCCCUCUUCCCUGCUUUAGUUCCAUUUUCCUAGGCUGGCUUCUUCCUGAAAAAGAGGCACAUGGGAGAACCCAGAUACCAUGGACAACUUUAGGGGUUAGACUAGAUGACCCUGGGGGUCCCUUCCAACUCUCCAAUUCUAUGAUUCUAACAUUAGGAACUUGGUGCUGUUAUGGUGCUGCAUUGCAGAUGUUGCUGCUUGAUGCCUUUCCCUUUUUGGAGAACUCCUAGAAAAUCAUAAAAAGAAGUGCCUUUUUUGCCAUUGCAAAAUGGAAAAAUGUGCCCAUUUCAGCAGAACCCUAACUAGAUUUGCUAAUUAACAUUGUAAAUAAUGGUACUUUGUUUUUAAAAACCCUCAUACUAACAGAUGUUAGGAAAAGUUUUGUAGAAUUAAGGGACUUUGCUUACAACAAUUGAGCUGAAUUAGGGUUUUAGAGAGGACAAACCUUUGCUGUGAUUUGCUACUUGACAGCAUUCCAAAUGUAUGAAACCUUACCAGAGCUUAGUCCCUCCCCCUCCCCCCGAGUUCCUGGGACUUACUCCCAAAUAAGCACACACAGGAACUGCAGCAAAUUGCUUAAAUCUCAUUGGAUUCAGUGACUUCAAGAUGACAGUCAUUUGGCCAUCAUUUCAUACAGCACCAUCCUUUUGAUGAUGCCACAGAACAUGAGUCAUAUUUGAACAGCUUAUCAGCUUUAAGUGGUAUGGCAAGCAAGUAGUGUGAACAUCAAGCAUUGCAGUGGCUGUUGUUGUCAAAUGUAUCCAUGCGCUGUCUGCUUCUGUCUUAUAUUUGUGGUCAACCUUCAGGUGUGGACAGGUUCAGUGAAGACAUCCAGCAAAUGAUGGGCUUCAAACCAGGCCUCUACUGGAGACUUUGUUGGAAAUUCGUGAGCCCUGCUUUUUUAUUGGUAAGCCUUUCAGAUGUUUUAAUAGGAAUUAUAGAGCAUGUGAAUCUAUGGAAGGCAUAGCCAAAGCGGUGCCUUUCCGCAUGAUGUUGGGCUUCAGCUCCCAUCAGCCUUAUCUGACAUGACCAAUGGUGACAGAAGCUAUAGUCCAGUAGCAACGUAUGAAGGGAACCACAUUGACUACUCCUGUGACAUGGUUUGCUCCCCUGCCUCUUCUGGUAUAGAUCAAAAAUGUGGGUCCUGGCCCAGACAUGUUCAUGUAUAAGAAACCUACAGUCAGGUAGAGUAGGGAUGAGCAUGCUAGCUUCCAUGAACUGGAGGGUGACCGUAUAAAAUGGGGAGCCUUUGCUGUUCAUACAGACUUCCUGUGUGGUGUAGUACCCUAGAAAAUACCGUAUUUUUCCAUGUAUAAGACUAGGAAUGUAAAGCACCAUAGGGAAAAAAAAUAAGCAUUAAUAUUAAUCAUAGAAUUGUAAAGUUGGAAGGCACACCAAGAGUCAUCUAGAGCAACCCUCUGUGAUACAGGAAUCACAGCUAAUAACUGGCUAAUUAAGAAAGUUUAAGCAGCUGCAAAGGCCAAACAGCAUAAAAAAUAGUGUUCAAAAGAUGCCUGAAAGUCAAAAGCAAGAUGCCUGCUGCAUCUCUGCUGCAAUAUUAUUUCAAAGCAAGGGACCAGCGAUACUAAAAGCCCAACUUCUCAUUGAAGCUAGUCAGGGCUCUGUAAUAUUGGAGACAGCUAACUGUGCUCCUCUGGAUGAUCUCAGUGAUCAGGCUGGGAUGUAAGAGCUCAGGCAUCCUGGACCCAAGCUGUUUAGGGCUUUGUAUAGUAAUACAAGAGCUCUAAACCUUCCCUGGUAGCAUCAAACAGACAGUGCAGAUGUUUUAUUAGAGAGGGGGGUCACAUGCUGUCGGUUGCCUGCACCCACCAGCCAUCUGCAAUAUCAAAAACCUUCUUCUACGUUUGAAUCUCCCUUGACCUUGGACACCUUCAACUUGAAAUUACUCUGCACAGUUCUACUGAAAGGAGUGGGGCUUCAGAACAGCACGUGUUAAUGGGUUUUGUACAAGAAAUAGAUUGUUCUAUAGGUGCAGGAACAUGAAGAUUAAUGGGAAAGAGUGAUCAGUAACUGGACUGUUGUUGAAUGGAAGUUUCACAGUUUUGCUUGUGGGUCUGGUUUUGUUGUUUUAUUUUCAGUCUUCAGCUGCUGCAAAGGUGCUGGUGGCGGGAAAUAGAAUCUGAAAAUGAGAUAUUUGUUUAUUAAUUUUAAAAGGGGGGGAAACAGUAAGCCGUUUGGCGUCAUUUAAAAUUUUCAACACAUGGAAGAUGUUUCUGCUUGGAACACUCACAACCCACUUUUGUUAACAUUUCCCUUUUUAAUUUCCCACUCAAAAUCUGAAGAUCCCCCACUCCACUAAUUCUAAUCAUGGCACUCUGUAUAAGACCAUUAAGUGCAUCUUUUUCAAAUGAAAUAUAAAUAAAUAACAGAUGUGUCCCACCUUUCUGGGCUCUUUGCUCUCAUAAGAUUUGAAGAAGAUGAAAACACACAUACUAUCUAAUUGUAGAGAUGAGCAGCAGAUGGUUUCUUUUUUCUUUUUAAUUGGAAACAAAAAAAAGAGCAGAUCAUUCCAAAACGUCUUUAAUUUUUUUAUUCCAGAUGUCAAGUGAAGUGAGUGUGAAUGUAGUAAAUAUAUAUAUUAAGAAUAAAUGUUCUUUCAAAUGCUAGUGGCGGGAGAAUUGCAACCUGAUGUGGAAAAGGGGUGGGGGAGGGAGACUGGAAAAAUGAGGGAAACUGAAAUUGAGAAAUUUGUCUAUUUCUAGUCCAUAGUAGCUUCCUGGAAGCAAAUCUCUUGCUUUAGUGUAAAGAUGGAGUUGGGUAAGUUUAGGCUGGAGAAGAGAAGCCUGAGAGGUAAUAUGAAAACCAUCUUCAAAUAUCUGAAGGGCUGUCACAUGAAAGAUGGAACAAGUUUGUUUUCUGCUGCUCCAGAGGGUAGGACUGUUGGUACAGGAAGUAUUGGUUUAAAGUGUAGAGAUCUUUCCUAUUCUAAUUAAUUCAAGGUUCUAGAAGCUUCUCUGUAUGAGACAAGCUGGUGCAAACUGGAAGUUUCUAGCUAACAAUCAAGCUUCUAUCCUGUCUGGAAACAAGCAGAAGGUUCCUGAUGUUUGGGUUAUUCCUUCAGAGAAGCUGAACAGCUGGUUUCACUUUCUGUCUCUCUUUCCUUCUGGUGUGGUGGUCUGUAUAUAGUGUUAAGGUUUUAGUCUUAUUUUAAGUUUAAGUUAAGUCUGCUGCAACUUGACUUCUUAUGGACUGUGAUAAUCCUGAAGACUUGGAUUUGUGACCGUUAUGUUCAUUUGCCUUCAGUAGUAAAAACUCUGCUGGAUGAAGUUGAUUGCCUAUGGUUUAUUUUUUGGGAACCCUGCACUGUGUUUUUUUACUCUGCUAACUAUACAUUGGAGUCUGCUCUGGAUCAAUAUGGAGCAGAAUCAUGACAAGGACCUGAACCAAUGGGUUCAAAUGACAGGAAAGAAGAUUCUAGCUAAACAUUAGGAAUAACUUUCUGAUGGUAAAAGCUGUUCAACAGUGGAAUGGACCACCUCAGAAAGUGGUGGGUUGGCCUUCACUGGAGGUUUUUAAACAGAGGUUUAAUGGCCAUCUGUCAAGGACUCUUUAGCUGUGACUCCUGCUUUGCAGUGUGUUGGACUAGGUGAGGAUACCUUCCAACUUUAUGAUUCUAUUGUUCAACAUCCAGCUUUUACUGGGUUAUGGCAGUGGUGUUUUUGUUUGCUUGCUUGUUUUCUGUUCCAAAGAUGGCAUGCUACCAGCAAAGACUAUAAACUCACGCUGAAGCCUCUUCUCCGACAUCUAAUGCCUUUAACUUGAUGUUUGAGCGACAAGCUUAAUAGCUAACAUUAUAGGCAAAUCAAAACCCUUUCGGGCUUUUCUUCUGUGACAAGAUUUAACUUGACACUCAAUAUUAAACAAUGAGGUGCAUCGGGUCUUGUCCCGUUUCUGAGGUUGCCAUUUGCACUCGUGCUGUUAAUUUUGAUAGCUGAGAAUGCCACAAUCGACAAGCGCAUGGUGAGGCUAGACAGCAGAAGCAAUUGGAAUUUGGGGAUGAGAGAAGACACUGAGUUUUUGGAUUGUGAUACAGACAAGUAGGCUCCCGCUACAAAAUUGGUGUGCCUAGGCCAGGGGACAUUCAAAUCUCUUCCUUCUCAGGUAGAAGACUGUUCGGGGCAAGUCAAUGAGUAGGCACCUUCGCACAUCAAUAUGGUGUAGUGGUUAGAGUGUCAGACCAACAGCUUGGGGACCAGGGUUCAAAUCUCUGCUCAGCCAUGAAGUUCACUGGGUCCCCUUGGGCCAGUCACUGCCUCCUCUCAGUCUAAUCUAUUGCACAGAGUGGUUGUGAGGAUAAAAUGGGGAAGAGAACCAUUUACAGUACACCACCUUGAGUGCUGAGGGGCGAGGUAUAUGGAUGUAUUAAAUAUAUAAAAUAAAGAUCUGUACACCCCUUUGUCCACCCUCCCUUUCCAGCCACUUUGUUCCACUCCUCCCCUUCACUGGGUUUGACACUGGUCUUUUCUUACAUAUUUCACUUUCCUGUCCUUAAAACCGAGCAUGUGUAUAUACUGUUCCUCUGUAGAUGAGGUAAAGCCCAGCUGCGAGUCAAUUGUAAAGUCAAUUCUCUAAGGUGAUUCUAUCAUAUUACUUUUCAAGUAGAAGCAUUUAUAGGAAGUUUGAUAAGUCGUUUGGUGACGUAAGUGCCAAAAAUUAUUGUGUGGUCACUAAUACAAUUGCAGAUAAAUAUUGUAUGGUUAUUUUACACUAAACCAGUCAUCUUCAAAUUACAAAAUAAGCUUCAGAUUUUUACAGCAGCCUUUGCUAAUUUUGUGUCCACAGAUCUUCUUGGAUGACAACUCUCAUCCUCUCCACCCAGCAGAGCCAAUGGACAAGUGAGGACAGGAGUUGUCAUCCAAUAAGAUCUGGGAAUCCAAGGUUGGGGAAGGAUCCAGAGGAUGGAGGUAACCAUAAAGGCCACCUCCUUCCCUGCAGACUCUCCUGGGUGUUGAGAAUGGCAGAGAAGGCCCUCUUGGUUGUUCCAUCGCACUCAGAAGCAUGGGUGGCGGAGGCCUGGAAGAGGGCAUUCUCUGUGGAAGCCCCAAAGUGGUGGGACUCCUUCCCCACAGAGGUGUGUCUGACACCUUCAUUACACAGCUUUCAUCAUAUACUGAAGAUACACCACUUUAGCCUGGCUUUUGAUAUUUGAGAAAUAUCUUAGGACCCACCUUAUUUCUGUGCUUGUAAAUUCUUCUAAAAUGUUUUUAACAUUGUGCUUUAAUUGUUUUAAGCUGCCCUGGGACCUUAGGGUCAAGAGUGGCUUGUUGUUGUUGUUGUUGUUGUUGUUGUUGUUGUGAGGAGACACCUGAAGAGUCUCCUUUGUUUCAUCUUGGAAUAAACAUAUGGUUCAAAGGAAAUUGAUCAUAACCUUCUCCUCUUAUUUCCCACAGUUUGUGGUAAUAGCCAGCAUAGUCACUUUUAAACCUCUGACCUACGAUGAGUACGUCUUCCCACCCUGGGCCAACUCUGUCGGAUGGGGAAUAGCAUUGUCAUCAAUGAUCCUUGUGCCUGCAUAUGCCCUCUAUAAAUUAUUGAAGGCGCGAGGGACCUUUAAACAAGUGAGUGGCCAAGCAGUGAAAUGUCAUGGAAAUGUUCUUUGUGAAAUGAAAAUCGCCAGUAUUAAGCUAAGAGUUUGCUUUCUUUAAUUCCACAAACACUUUUGCAGAUAGGUGACCUUUCGGAAGCAGCUUUUAAGUAAUUUGCCAUUUCAAGAAGGGAUUUAGGACUCUUUUUCUACUUCCUGUUCUGGAAGUUUGGAAGCUAAAACACCCCAGGACCUGACCUAUUAAAGGACAAACUAGGCAUGAGAGCCAUCAUCUCGUUUUCUAGCACGAUGAUAGCCAAUUUGGUGCCCUGCAGGUGCUGUUGGACUCCAUUUCCCAUCAGCCCCGGUCAGUGUAGCCAAUAGGCAAGGAUGAUGUGAGUUGCAGUCUAGAGGGCACCCUGUUGGCUCUGCUAGCAACUUGUUCUUAACUUCAAAACAUCUGCAGAGAUAAGAUUAAGGAGUGGAAUUGGUUGAUCAUUUCUUUUAUGCCAUUUCUAUUAUUUGAAAUUCGCUCCUUGAAUGUGCCGGGACUAAUAGAAGCUUCAGACUGGGAGGGAUGUGAUUCCAAUCAGAAAAAAACAGUGUUGGGGAGAACCAUUAACACCCCACACCCCCAAGUGCAUCCCUGAGUGACUGUUUUGGCAUUAAGUGGUAUAUCAGUGAAUAAAACGUGAUAAUAAUGUAUAGAAGCAAAAUAUAAUGGGGAAGCUUUUAAGAUACACUUCCUUGCCUUGGAUGUGAAAAUAAAUUCUAUUACACAAAAUGAGUUACAGGAAAUUCUUCCACACACCAGAUGUGAAAAUAAAUAAGGGAAACCCUUCUCUGCAGUUUUUUCACACUUAAGUUGUUAAUGGAGGCGAAUCACUUGCAAAGUAAUGGGAAUGUGGCUUGAGCAAAAGAGGUCAAGACAGAGGUCAAGGCUGGGACAGACGCAGUGACAGUGACACUCCUUUUCCAAAUUUAAAUCCCAACUGUUAUUUCAAAACUCUCUCUGUAGACCAGUGAUGGCAAAGGGUUCUAGUUGAGUGGUAGAGCAUCUGCCUUGCAUGCAGGCUCCUCCAGGUUCAGUCCCCAUCAUCUUCAGGUAAGGAUGGAGGGAAGCCCUAUCUGAAACUCUGCAGGGCCACUGGCAGUCAGUGUUGACAAUUCUGAGCUAGAUGGACCAACUGUCUGACUCGGUAUAAAGCAGCUUUCUAUGUUCCUAACCUGUGGCUCUCCUGACAUUGUUGGACUACAACUCCCAUCGCCCUGACCUGACCAUGCUGGCAAAGUCUGAUGAGAGUUGCAGUCCAACAACAUUGGGGGGGGGGCACAGGUUAACCAGCACUGGUAUAAGGAUACAGAACCCAAAAGUUAUCAUAUUUGGUUUAUCUAUACUUUCAAAAAGAGGGCCUUGGUUUCUUUGGUGAAAAAAUGUCUCCCAUUAUUCUGCUUUGCAAUUGCACUGUGCUCGCUUCCCAAUUACCAUCCCUAAACUGUGCAGAAUUAAGUUUUGUGAUCAUAUUAAUUUUCCUGUCACUGCCAUGGGAAAGCCUUCUCAGUGCUGUCAUGUUCACUUUAGAUGUGCUUCAGCCUUUCAGUAAGAAAGCAUGAAGGCACAAUUUUCCCUCUCUUGCUUUUCACUUCCCAGCAUCUUCUAUUGCAAAGCUGGUUCAAAGAAGGUUAUGUUAUUUGCCACUAAGCUUUCUGUGUCCCACUCCUGCCUUUUGUUUAAGGUGCUGUGGUGUCACAGAAUCCUCACAUGCAGCCAAAGAUGUCUGUGUAACUUGUGAUGUGUUUACUCCCGCACUAACUAAAGUGUGUUUUUAUUACUAAAAAUAAAAAUAGAAGUCAAGAGCUUUAUUCCGUCAUCAAUAUGCAAGUAUAAUUUUCCUUAAAGUGAUUCUUCUCCUCUGCCUGUGCUCCUUUGUAGAGACUAGCAUAUUGCAUCACACCUGAGAAUGAACACCAUCUUGUAGCAGAAGGGAAUGUGCGGCAGUAUAAGGUUUGUAUUCUUCUCUGAACUUUAUUCAUUUAUUUAUUUAUAAAUGUCCAUUCCUUGAAAAGAUGUAGAGUGGUACCUCGGGUUACAUAUGCUUCAGGUUACAUACGCUUCAGGUUACACACUCCACUAACCCAGAAAUAGUGCUUCAGGAUAAGAACAGAAAUCGGGCUCCAGCGGUGCGGCAGCAGAAGGAGGCCCCGUUAGCUAAAGUGGUGCUUCAGGUUAAGAACAGUUUCAGGUUAAGAACGGACCUCCAGAACGAAUUAAGUACUUAACCUGAGCUAUCACUGUACAGGGUAAUAAUGUACAUCAAACAGGAAUAUAUGAAUCACAAACGUGUAUAUGUGUACAGGUAGACAGAUGGGUUUAAGAAUAUAUAUACACAUGCCAAACUGAUAUUUUGAUUCUGAGCCAUUGUAUAAAAGUUUUAUUAGAAAGAAAGCCCCUUGGAUUUAUGUAGAGCAGGGUAGCCAAUGUGGUCGCUUCCAGCUGUUGGAGGACUACAACUCCCAUCAUCCCUAUCAUAGGCCAUGCUUCCUGGGACUGAUGGGAGUAGGUGUCCCACAACAUUUGGACGUCCUGAUAUAGUGGGAUCCAUGUCAUUCUUGCAAAGAGCAGUUUGGACCUUUUUGCUGAGAAGCUUUCCAAACCCAAAGAAAUUUGUAGUUCAGAGGCUGUACUUACUGAUUUUAUAUUUAUUGCUCACUAGCCUUCUCUUCAGGAUUUAGCCUCAUGAAGUGUUCAGGGGAGGGAGGUUUUCAUUAUUGUUUUUGCUAGAAUUUAGCAAUACAAUUAGCAACAUCACCAUAGUAUUCAGACAAAUCUUUUCUUCUUCUUUUUCCCCUUGCAGUUCCAGCAUUGGCUAUCUAUAUGAUGAUUAAGAAAAGGAAAGCCAGUACAUUACAAAGAUAAAUUGGGAACACCUGUGAAGUCAGUGACAAAGCUCUCAAUCAUGCUUGGCCCUGGCAGGCUGGCACACUCCGAAGAGUAUCUCCAGCUUUCUUUGGGCAAAGAUUCAUCAUUCACACCCUGUCACACAAUCAUUCAGUUUGUCAAAUGAACUUCCCAGACCAUUCAUUGGUUUUUGUUUAAGGUUUACAGGGUGGGUGGGGAUUAACAUAUAAGUUCUCAGUGUGCUGAUCUUGAUCCUGACCAAAGGAGUCAUCUUUGCUAAUGACUGAAGCAAAAAUUGGGGAGGGGGAGGGAGAUAAAAAUCAGUGUUCAGCUAAAGGUUGUCUUAUCUGGGGGCAGAAAGAUCAACAACAUAUUUCAAAUGCUUGUUUCAAAGGGAGAAAAUAGGAAGGUGCCUUAUACCAAGUCAGAUCAUUGAUCCAUCUAGCUCAAUAGGGUUUCAGAUAGGAGAUAUUCCCAACCCUACCUGGAGACUCCAUGGAUUGAACCUGGGACCUUUGCAUGCAAAGCAGGUGUCCUGCCCCUGAGCCUCUGCCUUCUCCCUUUAAAGUAUGUCUGGCAUUGGUCUGACUAGACAAAAUUCUAGUCUCUGAAACGGGUAUGUCCAUCUGCAAAUCAACAUUUGAUUGUGAAAUCAUAGACCCCAGUCCCACUGUCAAAUUGCUCUUAGCAUCAAGAUUUCUCCCCCUCCCAUGUUAGGUCAAGUGGGUGACUUGCUUAGGUAGUACUUUGGAACACUCCCUUGUCAUUUCUGGUGUGAUACUUUUCUAAACAAAAGUGGUUGUCUUAGUUGCACAUAUCUGCCUUUCCUGGAAAGUGGCCAGAGUUGGAAUUAGGUUCCAAGCUCUUGAGGCCAAAUGGCAGAGAAUCUUUGUGUGUGUGUGUGUGUGUGUGUGUGUGUGUGUCUCACUGGGCAAAAUCAUUCCCUAGUAGUUCCUGUGUUUUCUACACAAGUGGAAGUGGAGGACCAGAGAGAGAGAGAGAGAGAGAAGUAGUCAAAUACUCUUGCUAUGCUUUGUUUAUACUUUGUGCUUUAAAUACACACACACACACACACACACACACACACACACCAAAUUCAUUAUGCUCACACACACAUAAAAUAAAAAGCACCACCAGCUGGCUGCAUGUCAGAUGUGGAUAUGAUGGCUCCUCUGAAUGGGUUGACCUAUUCCACAAACCAUCUUGUCAGUCCUUUAUAACUGAAACAUGUAGGUGCUCCUUGCUGAUAUACCAUGAUCUAUCUAAAUUCUAAUGAUCUUCUGCAAAAGCUAGAAAGACAAAAUUUGUUUAGUAAUUUUUUUUGGAGGGGUGAUAAUCUAAAACACCAGUUUUUAAGAAUGGAUAAAUUCAAUAGCUUUUAGGGGUUUUAAUGUAUAUUGUAUAGGGAGCCCCCCAAAACCUGGUGACUAGAAUGUUGGAAUUGAUGAACGUAGUAAUCCCAAGGUCAUUUGGACAAAUCAUUGGCUUAGUUCUCACUAAGAUGCUAAAGCUGUGCAUGGGCUCUACCAAUUUAGGCCUUUGUUUGGGGGUUCACAUGAUGUAAUGUUCCACCAUACCACCCCCAGCCAAAUUUCUAAACAAGGUGCUUAUCAACCUUUCUCAGCCCAAGAACUACAUUCUCUCAUGGACAACCUUCCAGGAACCACAUACCACGGGCACGCAGCAACCCGAGGAUAGAAUGAGUGGAGCAAUGCAAUUGGCUCUUACUUUUAGCACAGUAGGCUACAGUCAAGCUACAUAUAUAAUAUUUUCAGAAAGGCAGCCAGCCCCUCACAACACACAUUUCUCCAUCCAGGAAAGCAAAAGGCAUGCCCACGUCAGGGACACAUUCCAGCCAAGGGAGAUAUGGAGCAGGGUAAGUGUAGCUUGGGGAGAAGGUGGUAUAGAAGGACAAUGCCCGGGGAAAGUCCAGUAGCUUUGAAGUUCCAACCGACAGAGCCUUUCUCAAGCCUUCCUGCCUACGACCACUUCCUGACCCCCGCUUUCUCCCUCUUUCUCCUCCUUGCUACCAACAACAGAUCUUAACUAUCAGCAUUCUACCUCAGAAAGUUCCUUCUCCUCCACCUCUCCAGCCUCAUUUCAAGUAGGGUGUGUACACACUCAUUUUCUCCUCCACCACCCAUAAUAAGUGAAGCCAGGCUUUCAGAAGUUAUUUGCCACAGAGGAGGGGAAAAUGUUGCCCUUAUGUGGGGCUCUGGGAGCAGUUUUUGCUCCACUGCAUACUCUUCUACACAUCUGCCCAGCACAUUGAUUUCAUUUCAAGAAGUCCAAUAGCAAGAAGUCCAUCUGACCCCAGUGUGCCUUAACAUCAUGAUGUGCUGUUUAGCAUUAGCAUGACAUCCACACCAAAUCAGACUGUUGUGCAAUUAAUGCACCUCAAACACUUUGAGUGUAGAUGAUUUAUGAUGUAAAGUAACCCAGACAAUACAAAUCUCCAUUCUUCACUUUUCUAUACAUUGCUUUCAUUGUCCUCUCUUUUCAUCUAACAUCCCCUUGAGAGUAAGUGCUUUAGAUCUGAGGAACCAUCAAACCUUCUAAAUGAUUGUUUCAAUACACAGUUGUUAUAUUAGUGUUGUGCAUGAAGGGCAAUUUGGAACUGGAUAGAAAUAAGGAACCUAAGAAAACCAAGUCAUCCAGCUUAGUAUUAAACAAACCUCAUCCACAUGGCCAAGUGCCAACGUUGUGUCUCCCUCUAGCAACACUGGGGAGGGAGGGAGACCAGCUACACUGUUGAGGACAUGGAACAGAAGCUUAUGGUAGAGAAGACCCAAAUAUGCUCAGUUUGGGUCUUUCCAAAGCCAUGUGCAAAUCCCAGUGUCGGACCGAUAUUCAUUUGAAUGGAAGAAGCAGAGGCACUUUUGACAGGGAGCACCUUCCAAGACCCACCUGUUCUGUUUUGUUUUCCAUCUUUAAGAUGGAUUCUAGGCAAUAAUUUAAUUCUGAGUGUUUCAGCAAGCAGAAGACCAAUAACUUUAUGACUCUGUGAUCACAAAUUGAAGUCAACAUGAGUCUACACAAAGUCAACAGCUUCCCCUUUUGGACUCGAUAUUUAAUUCAUUGAAGGAGUAUCAGAAAUAGCAUUUGAAAACCAUAGCAGAGGAUUAUGCCUUUGUGUUACCUCAAAUCAUCUUCACAGAUCUUGGUGUCGCACCCAAAUGAAUCUCUGGAAGAGUGUGCAGUGCUGGUGAGGGGAGCCUGGCUGUUGUUGAGACUCACCUGCUGCCAGACUUUUAUGUACCUGUGGAUCAGCCUUUCAAAAUUAUAAAUGAUCUGCUUCCAUAUAUCUGUAUAAUGUACCUGAUAGCCGGGAUCCAAAGGGUUGUUUUAGCCAGGCCCGGUGGGAUUUUUUACUCACUUUACUUUGAAUAGCAGGAAUGAGUUCCACAUCAAAUUUUCAUAAGGGUAAAUUUUCACUGUGAAAGUUGUCAUCUCAGGGUGAGACGGAGAGGGUCACCUUCUGCAACUUGCAGUAUUCUGUAUUUUUUUCUUCUUCAUGCUGGUUGGCAGCUUGUUGACUUGCAAAGAGGUGUAGCAGCACACACAUAGCAAUACACACACACAUACAUUCAACAAAAAGAGUUCCCAACUUGUUUUGGCUCAGCACUAGCAAACAUCUAUACUCAUGAAUUAUAUCCAACUAAAUUCUGCUCAGAGUAAAUCCAUUGAGACUGAUAGACCUAUGUUAGUCCUGUAUGUUAAUUUCAAUGUGUCUAAACUGAGCAGAACGAACAUUAGAUACAAAUGCUAAUGAUCACCUGCCUUGAAGCUCUCUACAGUUUCAGAAAUGGUCAUGGAUUAACAGAGGUGAAGAGAAGUAAAAAAAAGCCCCUUAAAUGUGCAUACCUAAUUGUGUCACCCUUUGGAUCCUGGCUCCUAUGAUCUUUUCUCAAUCAUGCACUUCAUUCUAUUAAAGCAGGAACCUUUUCCCAAAUAUUGCGCAAGUAUCUUACACCAUAUAGUCUUUUCAAGUUUGCCUUACUGAGAAGAGCUUUAUAGUUAGCAUUUACUUGGUUGCUUUCCCCCUCUCCUUUUGCUUAAUUUGUAAUGCCUUUUUAUAGCAAAAGGUUCAAUAAGGGUACCUCUGUGUAUAUCAAUAUUUUUAUCAGUUUUUUUUAUUAUUUUUUCAUAAAAUGAAAACAAAUGUAUAUUGUAAAAUGAAAUGUUUUAUGCUUUUUAUGUGGGAAGCUCCCAUCAAACCCAAUCUGAUUAGCCAAUCUAGUUAGAUCUGGGCUAGCAGGAUGGGUUCGCCUUUUUUGAUUCACAGUGUAACGUGAUAGAAGGAGAAUAAAGCAUUGGCAUCAACAGUGUUGUGAUCUGCAGUGCAAUAUUCUCCAAAGCUGCCUUAAUCUGAUAGAGGAAGUCAUGUGUAUUUGUAGUCUAUAUUCUCCAGAAACCAGAGAGUAUUUUUUUGUGUGUUUAUUGGGAAAAAACCUAUAUGUAACCAAAAUUGGAAGUGAGAAUGGAAAACCCAACCCAUUGCUUUGAUCUAGCUUUCCAUGUAUAAUCUGCACGCACAAAACACUUAGGCUCAGGUUCCCAUUAACUGAGCUGCCAGUGCCCCAAAAUGAAUGUGCGUCCUUAUAGAUCAUCUCCCUUAAUGGAAAUGAUGGGGGGGGGAGCCAUUCUAGGUAAUCUUGUGUAUUCAUUAAAAAGCACCCGCUUCGCUACUAUAAUGGACAGAGCACAGGGCUUGGAGCUAGCAAUGACUAAGGUCCAGAUCUCUUCUCAAAGCAAACUUGGUGGCCUUGGGCAAGACUCUUGUCUCUCAGGCCACAGGGUUGUUGUGAAAAUCAAAGGUGACCCCCCCCACACACCAACAUCUAAAGUGUCCCACAAACCCUUUGGAGAAAUGGUGGAAGACAAAUGUGAGUAACAGACUCAUCCAUCACUGGAUUGGGGCCAGUUUGUUAUUGAGACUCAGUGGAACCUGAAAGAUCUCCAGGGACAUCUUUGGAUUCUUCUGGUACAUUAAUUAAAGAUGAAUGAGAGCUCAAUCAUCCCCAAAGGCGUCAAUCUCAACAGAGUACUUGAUAUCACGAGAAGGUGUGUACAACUGCCCAGGCAAGUCCUGGAAGAUUCACAGCUCUUUCCAUUGACUUCAGCCCUCUGUAGGUGCAGUCAGCAACAGUUUUAACACAGCCCUGUUAUUACUUUAGGCAACUGAAAAGCUCAUCUUAUUAUAUUCCUUUCCCACUACCUGCCCCCCAUGAGAGUAGGGACAAAGCUGCAUCCCUUGGUAUGGAACCUGGAAUAGUCACGUCCCCUAUAAUUAUGGACUUAAGUGUGAUGUAUGCACUGGUUGACUAUAUUCAAGAUGUGGGUCAAGUUGUUGAGUGUGAAAUAUUUGUCCUUUUUUUUAAUGUCCUCCUAUGGGUCACUGUAAAUAAGAGUCAGUGUUUUUGUUUUUUUGUUUUUUUUAAAAAAGCUGUGCACUGUAAAUGUUAGGGGAUUCUUCAGAUAUUGUGUUAUAAAGUCUUAUUUAAGUUGACAUAGAAAUAUGCACUAAAAUGAAGUAUAUACAAUAAAGAGUAUCUUCUGUACCAAU